CCCGAGAGGACCCGGGGCAUCUCCGCAGCAGAGCGCGGACUCCCUAGUCUUCCUUUCUAAGUCUACGAUCCCAGAAGGCGGGUGGGCGGGCCUUUUCCCCGCAGGAGCGGCCAAUGAGCAGGCGGCUUGCUCGGGACGCGGGCGCGCUCCAAUGAUUGCCGCGCUUAUUGGCCUGCGGACCCUUCAAAGCCGCACCCUGGCGCGGCGGAGAGAGGGCGGGCAGGGGAGGCGGCGGCGUCUGGGGUCGGCUCGGCUGCGAAAGGCGCGUCUGUGGCGGAUCCGUCCGGGGCUGCGGCCGCUUCCUCGUCUUCAGGGGAGGGAGGUAAAGGAGAGCCCGCCGCCUUCGCCGCGUCCUCGCCUCCCCUGGGGCUCGGGGAGGGGGCGGCCCCACAGAGAGGGAGGGAGGGAGGGAGCUGCCGCCCCCCCGGCCGGGGCGAGUCGAGGGGGGGCGCCGACCCUUCUCCGGCGUCGGCUCGUCCGGGGUGAGGGGGGGGGCGCCCCGCUCCGCUGCUCGACAGGUGACUCCUCCCUCCCUCCCUCCCCACCAAGAAAUGCUCGUUGUCUGUGCGGGAUCUCUGCCCCCCCCCCGGCGCGCCGAGGGAGCUCCGCAGGCUCGGGUCGCGUCCAAUGCAGGGGGUGGAGCGGCCUCUCUUCUGCAGCGACCCCCCCCCCCCCGAGACGGGGCCGCCGCCGCCGCCGCUCGACGAGCGAAGCCCUUCUGGCAGCGGCAGAUGCUCUAGAGCAGGGUUCCCCAACCUUGGGCCUCCAGCUGUUUCUGGACUACAACUCCCAUCAUCCCUCGCUAGCAAGACCAGUGGUCAAGGAUGAGGGGAAUUGUAGUCCAAAAGCAGCUGGAGGCCCAAGGCUGGGGAACACUGCUCUAGAGUCAGGGCACCGUCGCGCCGUUAUUGCCGUUAUGUUUGUAGCCCGCCUUUUCCGUCGCGCGGCCCCCCUGCCCAACCCCCUCUUUUUUGUGCACCCCCCCAGCAGGGGGUGGCGGCGUUUCCUCCAGCUGGCGUGUUUUCCGGCGAGGGGGGGGAGCCUCCCCGCAGGAAGAGGAGGGGGCUGGCCCGCCACUUUCCGCGGUUGUGUCCCGCGUCCGUUUUCCCAGGGCCAGAGCUGGGGCCCCCACUGGGCCUGCUGGUUGGGAAGCUGCUUAAGUGCCUGCAGAGCAGGCCCUGCACUCCUGGUUCAAGCGGCGGCGGCAGCAGCUCCAGCCCUCUCUCCCUCCCCCCCCCCCCUUUGCUAAAAGAAUUUGUGUGCUUCUGCAGAUCUCGGGGGUCUCCAAGUCAGCGGGGCAACACUGCAUGGGUGGGCCUGCUCUGGAUGUAUUGUAGCAUGCUAUGUUAGAAACGGUGGUGGACACCCCCCCCCCGAACCUUGGAAGUAGGGAUCGGGCCCUUCAGCUGUUUCACCCCCCCCUUUCCCGCCUCCCACAGUUGCUCAGCAUCCAGUGCUCACUGAGGCAUGCUUCGUUUCCGAUGCUUCUCUCCAGGUGCAUCUCUUACCUCUCCUUUUAUUUUGUGGGGGAGUGGGUGACUGCGCUUGUCCCCAAGCCCAGAACAUUAACUGCUUUAUUUGUCCACUGAUGACUGCUUGCAAUGCAUCUAUGCCCGAGGACAUUUUAAAAAUAAUGGAAAUGUUCCAUCUAGAGAAUGAGAUGCUUGUCUGUACUGUGUGCUCACAUACCUCUGCACGUACAGAACUCGUCUUCUUGUUCCAUGUACUGUACUAGUUUAUAUUUUUAUCUUCUCCCUUUCCCACUUUUAAGGAUUCCUUCACUUCUCAGACUCUGAACAUUUUUGGUCUUUGAAUUACUUUGGGGCUGUUUCUUUCCACCACCACCCAGUCGAAUACUUCGUUCUUUGACUCUGAGGCUUCAGGUUCCUUCUGGUUGCUUAUAAGCGGUGGUGUUUAGCUGCAUAAACAUAUACACUUUAAAGACUUGAAUUGGUUUUUCUGCCUGUUGUAUCAGUUGUAAUGUGCUGUUCUAUAUGUGGUGAGGUUUUUAAUUGUCUUUUUGUUGCUUUUUUAUUGCGUUGCAAUUUGAAUUCCAUAUAAUUCAAUUGGUAAGUUUUCUGCACAGACACAUACCUCCCAAAUGAAACUUGUGGACCUGAAGGCAGGGACCCUGCAGUUGUGAAGCUGGAGAAUGGCUUGUUGGGUUUAUUUCCAGGGAGAGGAACAGGAGCUCCUUUAGGUGUUGGGCAGUUGAUUUUGCACUGCCAGAAGCUAAACGAAUCCUAGGGCUGCAGUUAUUUCUAUGUGGAGAUAGCCAAAUGAUAUUAAUAGCCAACUGUCAUAUCUCUAAAAUGGGGGACAUUUAGAAAAGGGCCCCUGAAUAACAUAACUACUCUAUUUUUCAAAUAUUUCAUGCAUAAUACUGCAUUCUGCCUUACAGAAGGUAAGAGAGUGCACCUGGCCAUAGGUGGCUGACAUGCAGAAACUGAGUGGAGAGACUGCUCAGCAUACAAAGAAGCUAUUAGCCGGUAACACCAGCAUAGAUCAACUCUGCUAUCCCCUGGAUUAGUGGAGGAAAUCUCUUGGUUCCUAAUUGAACUGGGUUAGUUUGUGGUUUAUACCCAACCUGUAUUAGCAUUCUUAAGUGUUUUCUUUUUAAUGUGUAGUCUGCUUUUUAACUAUAGUAAUCUUUAAAACAUCUUUGAUUAGAAUAAUUAACUAAAAUAACUUACUGCAAUUAUUCUUUCCUAUAUGUAGUAAACUGGCACCAUUAUUAGCUUUUGGGCACCAGGCUUUUGGUAGUUAGCAUUUACAGUGGGGGAAUGAAAUCUUCAUCUGUGUCCAAAAGAAGGCGGUAGAUGAGCCUUUCUGGGGAGGGUUUUUGUUUUUGUUUUGUUUUGUUUUGUUUUUUGCUUUUGGUUUUUGUUUUACCAGAAUGUCAGCACCAAGGAGGCCCUCUUCCUAGUAGCCACCUGUUUUAGUUCACUUUGCAGGAGCACCCACAGCAAAGGCAUUCUAGGUGGCGGUCAGCUUGAGAUUAGGCACUUUGCUUCAUAGUACAGCCAGAUGUUCCAUUAAAAAAAGAAUUAAAAUCUUUAGGCAGGGCCCUGGGUGUGGUGUCCUUAGAAAGAAGCCUUGUUUUUAAGCUCUGGAUGCUUGCUUGCUUCAAUUAAUAGCUAAGAGAACUGAGCGAGCAUUAUCCUACAGUAAGGGUUGCCAGUGUGUUUCCUCCGUUGGACUGCAACUCCCAUCCACCCCAGCAGAGGCCAGUAAUUAUUAUUUAUUUAUUGUACCCCACCCAUCUGACUGGAUUGGCCCAUCCGCUCUGUGGCCAGGUGUGAUAGGUGUUGUAGUCCAGCAACAUCUGAAGGGCAGCAUGUUGGGUAUUCCUGUUCAACAGAGUGAAAGGCUCUGUUUCUUCUAUGUCCACAGCUUUUUAAAAAUUUGAACUAUCAAUAGCAAAACUUAAAAACCUCCUUUCACCUCAUUCCCCUGCCAGAGCAUGCAGGGCCUGACACCACAUUGACAUGUGAUUUUGCAAAACCUGAACAGUAACAGAUUAAUUUGAAACUAGCUAAUGAUGAUUUCUAAAGCUGGCUUGUUUAAACUGAGUUUGUUACUAGUUGCAGGUGUGGAUGGCAUGGCAAGCUGUAGUUAACAAAGCAUGAAAGCAUUUUGGGUUGUCAUAUUUUGAAGAGCAAAACAAAGGACACAUUUGCCGGCUUAUACUUUUAACUAUGGAUUGCUAUGACUACUCUCAUUUUAAAUGCCCCUACUAUACGUAGGCUAUAGAAGCUGUGAUAUAUUGCUAAUAGCAAUGUUCUUAACUUUCAACAAUAAAAUAAUACAGACAAUUGGAACCCUAUAUGAAACUCCUAUAUUGGUACAAAUAUUAGCAAAUACCUCAUGGUGUGUCACUUUCAGAUGCACUUUGUAGAUAAGAUCUUGUUGAACAACUGCUUAUUGCUUAAGAGGCCACAACUAUUUGUUUUCACCGCACUCCGGGCUAAAAAACAGCAGAGCUUAUUCAAAAAGGCUGCAAGUCAUCUGAUACAUUUGACAGCCACUUCUACACUGCCACUUUAGUGCACUAUUAUAGCGCCCAGACAAUAGACAAUGGAGCAGUUACUUUUGCACCAUGUAGCCCCCUCUGCCUAAGAUUGCAUGCGGUCUUGCAGCAAGCAGCUGCUCCUCUGUUGCCUGAGGCUCAGGGGCGCUGUUCGCUCCUCCUUUUAACUUGAAUGCUAUCAGAUAGAGCAGCGGAUGGUGUCCAUGACCCCCCUUUCCUUCCUACCCAACUGCCUUGCACACCUCCAUCCUAACAGUAGCUGGGGGGUGGGGAGAGAAAGAGAUGGCAGGAAAUGAGGGUAAAUUGAGGUGUGAGGCACAACUGGCAGAGCAGCAGAACCAAUUAUGGGAAGGGAAGGAACUGGCUGAGUCAACGUGAGGUGGGAUGAGGCCCACCAGCUUCAUUGUUCUCCACCUACCCUCCGCCCACCUUUCUUGCUCGCGUGUGAGACUGGGAGGGGACUUAGUGGGGGCUGCGCUGCCCACCCACAACAGCAAGGUGCUGGUGCGGAUUCCUGGUGUUUCCCUCCUUUCUCACACUUCAACAACAGCAGCAACAAAAAUUCUGAACAUUUUGCCAAAUUCUAAAAAUCUACCCAGACAGAAAAUUUACCCCUGAAAAAGAGGAAGUGUCCAGGAAAAACUGGACUUAUGGCAGUCCUAAUUCAGACUCCUCUUCCUUACUGCGCAGGAGGAGGGGUUGGGAGAACUUGAGAACCUGUGCUUUGUGUGCUAUCCAAACAUGGCCUGUGUCCUCCAUUACUAUCUCCUUUAACAGGUUUAAACUAUUAUUGCAUAAGUUACAGGUAGGUAGCCGUGUUGGUCUGCCAUAGUCGAAACAAAAUAAAAAAAUUACUUCCAGUAGCACCUUAGAGAGUACCUUCUUAUUGGUAUGAGCUUGUGCAUGCACACAAAAGCUCAUACCAGUAACAAACUUAGUUGGUCUCUAAGGUGCUACUGGAAGGAAUUUUAUUAUUUUAUUAUUGUGUAAGUUAGACUGGUUGUUUAAAAGCCUUCUCCCUCCCCAAAUACACUUAUCGACUCUGAUCUUUUUAACACAGCUCUUCAUACUCAUCACAGUACCAUUUGAAAAUUGCAGUGGCUACUUUCUUGAAACUUUUCCAUGUUCUUUUCAAAUUGAAACUUUUAUAAUUGUCCUUAACUUCGGCUACAUGUUACUGCACACACUUAAUGCUUUGACACAUCUGUAUUGUGUUAAAAUGCAUGUUCCAUGUCUGGAAAGAACAUAAGCCUUGUAACUUAAUCUUUUCUCUUUGUCAGUUUUUAAAUAUAUCAUUUUUUUGGCCUUCAUUCAGGGUGGAGCUUUUGGCUUGAAGGCGCAGGGAGGCUGCAUUUCAAACAGUCUCUUGUUGAAAGUAAAAUGCCUAAGUAGAAUGCUACAGAAAUUGAAGAUCUUUCCCCUUAAGGCAUAAAUUUUAUCUACGCUGUUGGUUUAGAAGGGCAAAUGCUCUUUACUUCAGAGGCUUUCUUAAAAGAGGUUUUUCUUAUUUUAUUGCAAAUCAUACAUGUGCAUGCAUGCAAACAUGUGGAGAUCUCUGGAUGCCAGAUUGUCGACUGACAUCUCCAUCUGGCUGGCCCCUCCAGUUUUCUUAAGCAGGUGAGCCGAAUAGCUUAGAUCCAUUUCUAUAAGAGUUUAUAUGCAUCUAUAUCCCACCUUUUUCUCCAAGGAGUACAUGGUUCAUUCCCCUCCUCAGUUAAUCCCUACGAUGACCCUGUGAGAUAGGUUAUGAGGCUGUGACUGGCCCACGGCCACUCAGUGAGCUUCAUGACUUAGUGGGGUUUUGGACCCUGAUCUCCCAGGUCCUAUUCCGACACUUUAACCACUUCACCACACUGGCUACCUAGAAUAGUUCUUCUGUGGGGCAGCUCUAUAAAUUAAGUAGGUAAAGAAAUACGGGGAAGGCAAAAUGUCACUAAGAGAAGGAUCUGACAUAUUUUCCUUGAAGCUCGAAUUUAUUUUAUUCUGGAUUGUUUUAUUUGAUGUUUUAAUGUGUUGUAAAUGGCUUUGAGAUUUUUCGUUAAAAUAUAAAGUGGACUAGAAAUGAACAACAAAAAUAAUGUUACUGCACAAAAAAGUGCAUAGACAUUCCGUUGUGGAGACCUGCACUCACACUCCUCCUUCUCCCUUUUAUCAACUCUGCCUCGCUCACAGGUUGCCUUCAUUUCUAUGCUGCUGCCUCUUUUCUAUUCUGUAGCCUUCUUUCUUCACCCCCUCAUUCUCAUAUACUGAACUUUAUUGCAUCUUUCAGGUGAAUCUUAAUAGCAGGCCUGUCAGCUAGCAUGUUCAGUUAGUUGCUGGAUGUUGUGUUUGUAUGGAUGUUUGCUUGUUAAUAAAAUAAUUUCUAAAUUCAUUGAAUCUGGAAUUUCAUGUUGAAGACAACAUACUGUACUAAGAGUGAUAUACAUGAUUGUCACACUCUAGUCACAUUUCUGCCAUUGUUUAAAAUCACUACAUUUUCUCCAUUAUUCAUGCCUCUGCUGUUGUUUAGAACCACCAUUUUCAAACUUGCCUUCUAUUUUGCUUCUUUCCCCACCAUGACAUGAUGCAAAUCCAGGAUUGCAAUGAGGCACCUGGCAGUGAUGGCAGAAACACUUCAUUAGAAAAACAAAUUGUAUUGGUAGAAGUACUAAUCAAUGUUCUAGUUAGGCAUCUGAAUCCAUCAAAUAACCAAUUAAUACAAUAGCAGGGAUUUAUUAAAAUGUAGUGUCCAUAAUUUGGCUAAUGAAGCCCAAAGUUAUUUGCCAGAAAACUAUGUUGGGACACAUCUACCAGCUGAGGAAGGGACACGGGUGGUGCUGUGGUCUAAACCACUGAGCCUCUUGGGCUUGCUGAUCAGAAGGUCGGUGGUUUGAAUCCCCGCAACGGGGUGAGCUCCUGUUGCUCAGUCCCAGCUCCUGCCAACCUAGCAGAUCGAAAGCACACCAGAAGUGCAAGCAGAUAAAUAGGUGCCGCUCCGGCAGGGAGGUAAAUGGCAUUUCUGUGCGCUGCUCUGGUUUCACCAGAAGCGGCUUAGUCAUGCUGGCCACAUGACCCGGAAAAACUGUCUACGGACAAACGCCGGCUCCCUCGGCCUGUAAAGCAAGAUGAGCACCACAACCCCAGAGUCCUUUGUGACUGGACUUAACUGUCAGGGGUCCUUUACCUUUUUUUUUACCAGCUGAGGAAAUACUCAGUGGGUAACAAUCUCCAGCGUUAUACUAUCAGUUUCUAGUAUAUACUGGUAUUGUGUUGUCCUCCAAUGUAUUUUAUAGAUAUACAUUAAUUUGAUUUAAUGAAGUUAUGUAUUCAGCUAUUUCUAGUUUAAGGAAUAUGUGAACAUAUUUUAAAACAAAAUUAGUUGUGAUUCAGUGGGUUUUUUUUUCUUUCACGUUUUUUAGGGAUAGUGGUAAAGAGUUUUAUUAAAACUCCAGUUUUUUAAUGCAUGGAUUUUGUCCAGUAACAUAUCUAUUUUAAUUCGCUGUCAAUCAUUGCAAAUGUGAAAGAAGAAUGGCAAGUUUUUUUAAGAAGCAGGAAUUAUCUGUCACAUUAUGAAAUUAACAGUCCUUUUGUUGUGCAUUUUCAUAAGCUUUGAAGUCCACUUUAGCUGCAGUCUUAUAUCUACUUACCUGGGAGUAAGUCAAGUAGGUUUUCAGCCUAAAGCACUGCAGUGCUCUGCCAAUAGGUCUUGGAAAAACUUUUUUUUUUAAUAAUCAGGGUUUGAUAUUCAGCCAUGUAGCCAGAUUUUCUUCACUUGAGACUCUCGGUCCUAAAAUGUUCUUUCAGCCGUUUCUGGCUACAAGUGUUGACUCCUCACCACAUUCCUUUUAGCACUGCAGCCCUUUACACACUAAUGUGGGAGUAAACUCCAUUGAUAGCAGUCCACAGCAGCCCUUGCCAAGGUCACUAUGGUUACGGCCCCUCUCUGUUCUGGAAAGUGUUACUUCCUUCAUUUCUGGCAAACACGAAUGAGGCAAUAAUAUGAGGAUCAGUAAGGCUUUAAAAUUGGUUGUGCUAAUUACCUUACAUUCCAAAGGUUUGGAAAUACAGGAAGCUAGGGAGUUUCUCUGAAAGAUCGUGGGGUGGGGUGGGCAGAUAGGAGAGACCAAUUACAUUUUCUAAUCAGAACUAUUGACCACAGUAUCCUUCUGGAUCGUCUCAGAAGGUUGGGAGUUGGGGGCACUGUUAAACAGUGGUUCUGCUCCUUCCUCCUGGACCAUUUCCAAAAAGUGGUGGGGUGAGAUGAGUGUUCAAACCCCUGGGUGCUCUCUUGCGGGGUGCCUCAGGGCUCCAUUGUCUCCCCCUUGCUUUUUAAUAUCUGUAUGAAACCACUGGGAGAGAUCAUUGGGGUUUGGGCUGGGUGUUCAUCAGUAUGUGGAUGAUACCAUCUACAACUAAUCCAAAAUGAGGCUGCUAGACUGGUGACUGGGAGCAGCCGCUGGGACACCAGUCCUAAAAGAUCUACAUUGGCUCCCAGUACGUUUCCGAGUACAAUUCAAAGUGUUGGUGUUGACCUUCAAAACCCUAAAGGGCCUCAGCCAUGUAUACCUGAAGGAGCGUCUCCGCCCCCAUCAUUUAGACACUGAGGUCAAGCUCCCAGGGCCUUCUGGAGGUUACCCCACUGCAAAAAGUGUAGUUACAGGGGAACCAGGGAGAGAGCCUUUUCAGUUGUGGUCCCCACCCUGUGGAACACCCUCUCAUCAGAUGUCAAAGACAUUAAAAACUACAUGACUUUUAGAAAACAUCGGAAGGCAGCCCGAGUGGCCGGGGAAAUCCAGUCAGAUGGACAGGAUGCAAAUAAUAAAAAUAUUGCUAUUACUGAAGUUUUCGUAAUUCCUCAUUUCUCACACCCUCCUAUGUUAAUUUUCCUAUGGCUUCUCUGCCAAGAAAGCAAGGAUUGCCAUCUUUAUUUUAAUAUGGUGGCUUCCUCAUCUACAAGGACCCUCUUAAACAGGAUUGGUAAUUAACUGAGUCCCAGAUUUAAAACAGAGAUGUCAUCUUUUAAAAAACUGCACUGCAUAUUUCUUUGAUGGUUUGUUUCUUGCAGUUCCUGCCAGUAUAAGAGCUUUGAGAACUGGGUUGUCUGCAUUAAUCCUCGCAAAGCACUCCAGUGGUGCCAACCCCAUUCAUUAAAUUGGAGCGUGUUCUGAUCUUUGAACAGUCUGCUAACAAACUGAUUUCUUUUAUUGACUGCUGGCUUCCUGUUAUGGUGCCAGCUUCCCCUUCAAUUUAGCUGCAAAUGUCCAAAAUGGAAAGAACACAGUGAAAUGAAAGCAUGAUAAGGAUAGACAAUAAAGAAACUGUUCAACCCCUCGCCCCCAGCAAUAUAUAUACAACAACCAAAAAAAACCUCAUUUGAAAUGUAACAACAACAUAGUUUUACAUAACACUGAUCACUGUGAACUACUCUAAUACUGAAGUAGAAGCCAUAUUCUAAGCCCUGUUCAGAUACUGGUGCACUCUGAUAAUAGUGUGUAAUGUGUUGUGGCUAUGUUCUAAGGACACAGUCCUCAACCUCCGAAGUUGAUGGGGAGGGGUGGUAGAAGAACUACUGGUGGGAGGUGUGUAGCCCUGCUGUGCUGGAGACACCAAGAUCUGCCCUAGCAGGUUGGAAGCUACCACCGGAAGUAAGCCACAGUGUUUUAUGGUGUUGUAUAGGCUUUGAAUCCAUGGCAUCUUAAAGCCCCAUCUUUGGUCCUGCUGGCUUCUGCCAGGCAGAAGGUUGGAAGGAAAACACUUUGAACCUUCUGCCUGGCAGAAGCCAGCAGGAUCUCUGAUGCUCUGGAGCAGGGUUUCCCAACUUGGGUCUCUAGCUGUUUUUGGACUACAACUCCCAUCAUCCCAAGCUAGCAGGAGGACCAGUGGUCAGGGAUGAUGGGUGCUGUAGUCCAAAAACAGCUGGAGACCCAAGUUUGGGAAACCCUGCUCUGGAGGAUCAGCUGUUCUGUGCCUCUUAGACAUCUAAGACUAGAACCUGUAAGACCCAUAAAAGUUAAUUGCCCAAUUUGAACAAUUCUAUUGGCUUAAUAAGCAGUUAUGAAAAGAAUUGCCCAGGAAAUCUUGGAGCAACGUAGUAUCCUAAAUCCCUGUUUGAAUUGGCUUUGAAUCCUGACUUGUUCAAAGGCUGGCAACCAUCACAGGGCGGGUUACAACAUAAAAAUAUGAAACACAAAACCUAUAGGUCUAAUGAAGUUAAUAAAGAGAUUCAGCUGCGUCCUCUGUGACUUGAUAGUUAAGAAUGAGGGAAACGAGAGAAGCCCUGCUGAAUUCAAGAGCAGGAGCUGGGCUCUGAACUGUAGAAACAAUUUAACACCAGUAUUGUUGUUGUUGUUUAGUCAUGUCCGACUCUUUGUGACCCCAUGGACCAGAGCACGCCGGGCACUCCUGCCUUCCACUGCCUCCCGCAGUUUGGUCAAACUUAUGCUGUUAGCUUCGAGAGCUUCGAGAGCCAGUGUGGUGUAGUGGUUAAGAGCGGUAGUCUCGUAAUCUGGGGAACCGGGUUCGCGUCUCCGUUCCUCCACCUGCAGCUGCUGGGUGACCUUGAGCCAGUCACACUUCUCUGAAGUCUCUCAGCCCCACUCACCUCGCAGAGUGUUUGUUGUGGGGGGAGGAAGAGAAAGGAGAAUGUUAGCCGCUUUGAGACUCCUGAAGGGGAGUGAAAGGCGGGAUAUCAAAUCCAAACUCCUCUUCUUCUUCUUCUGUCCAACCAUCUCGUCCUCUGUCGUUCCCUUCUCCUUGUGCCCUCCAUCUUUCCCAACAUCAGGGUCUUUUCCAGGGAGUCUUCUCAUGAGGUGGCCAAAGUAUUGGAGCCUCAGCUUCAGGAUCUGUCCUUCCAGUGAGCAUUCAGGGCUGAUUUCCUUCAGAAUGGAUAGGUUUGAUAUUCUUGCAGUCCAUGGGACUCUCAAGAGUCUCCUCCAGCACCAGAAUUCAAAAGCAUCAAUUCUUCGGCGAUCAGCCUUCUUUAUGGUCCAGCUCUCAUUUCCAUACAUCACUACUGGGAAAACCAUAGCUUUAACUAUAAGGACCUUUGUCGGCAAGGUGAUGUCUCUGCUUUUUAAGAUGCUGUUUAGGUUUGUCAUUGCUUUUCUCCCAAGAAGCAGGCGUCUUUUAAUUUUGUGACUGCUGUCACCAUCUGCAGUGAUCGUGCUUAUGUUCUGAUUUUGUUUCCUUAUUCAACAACUUUUAUUUCUCUCCAUGUCCACUGAAGGAUAAAGUGGAGAAAAGGGGUAGGGGCCAGUGUAUUCAUUUAAACUUUAGCAGAUGAAUUAAUUGGAAUACUUUUGAUUGAUUGAUUUUUAUUCCACAGAACCACUGAAAAGGUGCUAUGAAUGGUGAAUCUAGAGCAGAGGUGGUAACCUCACCACCUCCAGCAGCCCCUCAUAAGGAGAGGUAUUUUGAUAGAGUGGAUGAAAAUAACCCAGAGUACUUGCGAGAGAGGAACAUGGCUCCUGACCUUCGCCAGGAUUUCAAUAUGAUGGAACAGAAGAAGAGAGUCUCCAUGAUCCUUCAAAGCCCAGUAAGGAUAAAUACUUGGACAUGACUUUAGAAGAGAGCUAACAAAAAAAUCAGUUUUUUAAUCAUUUCCUCAAAAAGGCAGCAUUAAGUUGUGGGGCAGAAUUCAAAAUGUCUUAAGGCACAUUGCGUAUGUUUGUGGCACACAGGAGCUCCUCAUUUGUUUUUUGCGGUGGCAAGUACUUUUGUUGCCUUGGAGUCCUCCAAAUCCCAAGUUUCAAUCAAGUUCAGGCUGAUAUAUUACAGUGGACGAUGAAAUCGAUGAAAUAUCAUUGGGAAAGGCUUCCUGAUGGUGAAAGCAUCAUAAUAGCAUUUUGCAUUUUACAGUUCUAUUGUAUUUUUUAAUUAUGCUGUGUAUUGCCCAGGCAGCUAAGAAAUCUAGUGGAUGACAUAAAUAAAUCCCAGCUAUGGUCUCAUUCCAGCAAGCAUCCAUGUUUUCUGUGUAUAUUGCCACUGAAACCAAAAUUGGGGGGGUGGGAGGUGGAGUGAAACCAUUUAGCUCUGGUGUCAUUAAGGUAUCAGGAAUUUCAGCAACUCUAGGCUGCUUUAUACAAAAUUAUUUUCUUGUACAAUAUAGUUUCCAUGUAGAAAAUGACAGGUUACAUAGUUACCUGUGACAAAAGCAUCUGGUGAUACAGAACAAAAGCCACAAGUUCUUGUAGCACAAAGAUAUAGCCAAAUCGAAAUGUAAACUUUACUUCUUAAUGCUGUAUCUGUGCCGUUUGUUGUACACAAGUUUGGUCUCUGUAGUAAAAUUGCUCUUUGUGAAGCAGUCCUCAGUUGUGUUGAGCUGCCAACUUGCAGUAAGAGUAAUUCUCAGUUGAAUAAGUUGGUUAAAGCUUCUUAAUGUAAUGUGUUAUUUAUUUUUGAAAUAUUUCUGACAUCCUUCAAUAUAAAUAUUCUCAGGGCUGCUUAAGCAAUAAUAAUACAAUACAACAAGAAACUAACAAAAUUUCAAAAUUUGGAUGAAAACUGGCAACAACAAUAAAAAGAAUCAUAGUUAACUGUUGAAAAACUUCAGAGAAUAAAAAGUCUUUGCUUAGCACCUUAAAAUACAGUGAAAUAAACACAAGGUGAGCCUCUCUGGAGGAACAAUUCCAUUAAACAAAGGGAGAGUCCUCUUCCAGACACCUCACUUCUCACCAUGAGAGCACCCGAUUCCAGGAUGCAGUCAAGCUGCUAUGAAGCUACUGGGUUUAAAUAACAGCAGUAUAUGGGGCACAAUGUUGAUAAGAACUUGUGUGUCUGCUUGUCUGCCUCAAGUCCCUUAUUCAGACAGUGCACCAAAAAAGCAGGAGCAGGCUCAAUAAUUAUUCCUAGAGAGAUGCUUCUGGCUGUGAGAAGCAUUAAUGACAAGAGAUGUGGAAGGGACGAAUUAAGAGAAUCCAAUUUGCUUGAGGUUCUCCAGUAUUUCGGUGUCUAACAUGGUAUUCUAUUGUUAGGCAUUUUGUGAAGAAUUGGAAUCGAUGAUCCAGGAACAAUUUAAGAAAGGAAAGAACCCAACAGGUCUACUGGCUUUACAGCAGAUUGCAGAUUUCAUGACGACAAACGUUCCAAAUGUCUACCCAGCAGCACCUCACGGUGGAAUGGCUGCCCUUAACAUGAGUGAGUUCCAGCAGAUAUUUUGGGAGUGGAUAGGGAUUGCAGCUGGUGAAUUCAAAGCUAAGUGUGGACUAAUCCAAAAUUGAAUGUAAACAGUGCAGUUUUGAAAGAACUCUUUUAGUGAGAACUGGCUCUAAUUUUGUUUUAAGAAUUUAUUGUAUUAAGAUUUGGAAAUUAGGAGAUGUUGUAAUAAGUGCUGGAAUGGUUUUGUUAUGCUUCAGUGAAAGAGAAUAGAUGUAGAUUUCAGUUUUAAAAGAGAAGUUCCUCAUUAAACGGGUGUGGUGCCUUGCAUCAGCUGAAAGGAUUCAGAUUUCAUAUUGUGAAUUGACUUGAUAUGGUGUUAGCCUCCUGUUGGAAGGAGAGUAUGGCCACACCAUUUAGACAUUGUUAUUAAGAGAUGUAAACCAUAUUGGGCAUGUCUUUCCUUUUCCCCAGGUCUUGGCAUGGUGACCCCUGUGAAUGAUCUCAGGGGUUCAGAUUCAAUUGCUUAUGACAAGGGCGAGAAACUGUUGAGAUGCAAGUUGGCAGCCUUUUACAGACUAGCUGACCUCUUUGGGUGGUCACAGCUUAUUUACAAUCACAUAACAGUGAGUAUUAAAUCAUCUAUAUCUAUAUUUCUCCUUUUUAUUUGUUGUUUAGGGUAGAAUAGGAAUAACCAACUUUGGAGGAGUCCAGUCGUUUGAAACAACUUAAUUUAUUUCAUACAACACUUGAUUUUAAAAUACCUCAUAGCGGUUUACAAAACUUUAUCUGGCCCCUAGUGGCCCUUAUCAAUUUUGGAUCUGGGUGUAAUAGAAAAUUGUCUUCAUUUCAUUUGCGGGAGAUAGGGGAAUGGGUUUCUGCAUGCAGUUCAUAUAACUUCGUGUGUUGCUGUAUAUUUAUGUUCUGGAAGGCAAAAGAUCAUUGCUUCUUGAGGGGAGGGGAUCUUUCAGAGACCUUUUUUUGCAGUUUAAAAAACUUGUUUUAAUUUUGACCUUUAUUAACUAUUUUAUUGUAUGUUGUAUAUUUUUGUAAUCUGUUUAGAAGUUUUAUUUACAGUUAAGGGAUAUACAAAUUAUGUUAAAGAAAAUUACUUAGUUGGUGAAUGUUCUAGCUCCUGGUUAUAAAUACUAAGUACUGUACUAGCUAUGAUUUUACUGCUAGUUUUUAUUAAAAACCAUGGGUGACCAUGAAGGGAUUGAAUUGCUUUAGGUCCUGGAGUUGUGCCCAUAUAAUAACCCUAACACCACUUCCCAAAAUUAAGAAGUUGUCUGUUCAUGGUUAAGAGAACAGAUGAAAUGGUAAAGAUGCUAAUACUGAAAUUCACACCGCAGUUUGGAAAUAUUGGUUGCCUGCUGAUAUGUCCCAACUAAUUCAAUAAAAUGGAGAUUUGAAAAGUCUUCAUACUAAAAUAAGAUUUUGGAAAAGUUUACCCUUGUUUCCUUAGAUAAAAAUGAAAUUUAAUAAACAGUAACAGUAUUUAUCUUACUAUAAGCAAUUUUUUAUGCUCCAUUGACAAAGUAGUGGGACAUCUACUGUAUCUCUUUUAAAAUCUAGUAUAACUGUUGGAACUUCUCAUCUUAAGUGAAACCAUUUGGCCUGUGUGCUCCAGAUGUCUAUACUGUGAGUAAUUUAUUGGCACCCAUGUCAUUAAUGCUUGAGAAGAAUGAAUAGCAUCACAAUGAGCUUACUCAUGUGCCAAAUAAGCAUUAAGCUACAGCUGUAGUAAGAAUUGAAGUCACUCUUGUAUUUUAUUAUAAAGCUUAAUUGUGAAGAGGUUUCCAGACUUCUGAUUUUCUCUAGUGGUUUUUCUUAACAGUUGAAGCCCUCCGAACAGUGAUGGAGGAGGUGAAAAUUGGUGAAAAUAGCUUAUUCUCCCUGUUCUGUGAGAAGCAAAUUUUGCUAGGUUGCCAGCCCUUCCACAAAUAGCAGUCCCUACACAAAGACUGCUCUUGAUCAAACCAUUGUUUUCUCAAAUCUGCUGUCUGAAUACCAAACAUAUUAGGAUGUGCAUGUUUUCAAAAACAGAUUUGUCUUACUCACACUUUACAUUUUUGUGAGCAUACCUUAGAUCUGAUUUGUGAAGCAAUUCAUGGGGAAAGUGUUUGGCACUUUUCCCUUCUUGGGCCUGUCUGCUGGAGCCAGCAACAGAGAGAGAUGGAGAGAGGCAGUGUCCCAACUAGAAAGAAACAAGGCUUUGAGAGGGGGCUGCAGUUCAGUUUUGUCUUUCCCACCUUUAACUUCUCCUGGUUGGGCUGAUGGAGCAUAAGCCUGCAUUCCUUUACCAUAUGCUUGAUGCUGUUUGUUGUUGGCUCAUCCUCUGGGCCAGGUGAGUGACAGACCCACACCCUACCCUGAGCUCAACCAAGUGUAAAAUGUAAGAGAGGGGUGUAACACUUCAAAGGGGAAGGCCUCAAGGGUUACCUCACAGGAGAUAACUUUAGAGGAUCUGUCAAAUUCUCCAGUGUCUUUCCUCCCAGGCUAUUUCAUACUUAAAUGAAAUCACUCCUGUCCAUUGCCUGGCAGUGAAAGUCUCCCACCCUGGACAUUGCAGGGAAUAGAUGUUUUUUCAGGGAUAUUGCCAGGGGUAGAUGUGUAUGUUAGAAAUGUUCAUUUAGUUAGAAGUACUCUUCCUCUUUAUUUAAGGCUGGCUAAAAGCCAUCUGCUUUGAUGGGGGAAGAAUGAGCUGGUCCUCUAAUUCCAGUUCACAGCCAUAUUCACCCCCACAUGUUCAUUAAGUCUAUUGCUGCAGGUGAAGGAAGGAGCUGGGUUGGGCAUGUUUUUCGAAACUUGGCCAUUACCCCAAUUCCUACAAACUGGAAGUGGUCUGCUGAAAAGGCUGUGUGAAAUCUCUUAACUAGCCACUUGGCAUUGAGGUAGAGAAGAAGAUGGAAACUGGGUCAGCAGCCUUCAUGAAUGAAGUUAGAGUUCUCUUGUGUGCAAAGAGUUUUUUCUUCUUGUUCACACCAGUUUUGCUGAUUAGAUUUGAGACUGCAGGAUAAAUGUAAAUAGUGGCUGCUUUGGGAAUGUUCAUAGGUUCAAAAUUAAGUGACAUGUCUAUUCUGGACCCUUCUGUAGUCCCUUCACUUCUCAUUAGAACUUCAUAGGAAUUAUGAAUUGAGUUAAGAGCAGUUCUCGUGAAUCUCACUGUCCUUCAUUCUCAGAGCUGGUAAUUGUCAUCGUGCUAUAGGCAUUAUGGCCCAGAGACGAACUUCUAUUAGCCAGACCAGUGUGACCAAUGGUUCGAGAUGAUGGGAACUGUAAUCUAACAUCUGGAGGGCACCAGGUUGGGAAAGUCUGGUCUAAACUGUCACUAAUGUUGGUAGUCGGAGUGUGAAAGCAUUGAUGUUCCAACAUGUAUCGUGAAAACAAAGUAUCUGAAUUCUUACAUGUACUUAUGUUCCAAGUUCUCAAGUCCAGGAGGUAGGAAGACAGUCUAUUCUUCCCCUGGAAGAAGCAGGUUUGUUGCUUGGGGAUACUCCUGGAUCCAACAUGGUCACUUGAGGCCCUGGUGGCCUCAGUGGCUAGGAGUGGCUAUUUCCAAGUACAGCUGGUUCACCAGCUACUGCCCUUUUUGGACAGAGGUGUCUUGGUCAUAGUACUCCGUGCUACAUCCAGAUUGGAUUAUUGCAAUGCACUCUACAUAGGGCAGCGCUUGAACGCUAUUCUGAAACCUCAACUGGUCCAAAGUGCAGCAACCAGAUUGCUGGCCAAAGUCACUUGUAGAACUCUUACAACUUCUGUUCUAAAACAGUUGCAUUCAGUGCUAGUUCUUUUCUGGGCCUAAUUUCAGGUGCUCCCACUCAUUUUUAAAGCCCUAAAUGACUAAAGCUCCAUAUAUCUGGAAGACAACCUCCUUCCUUGCAGACACUCCCAGGUGUUAAGAUCAGCAAAGGGGGCCCUCUUGCGGUUCUGCCUUUCUCAGAAGUUCACUUGAGGGAGGGGGCCCAGGAGAGAUCAUUCUCUGUGGCAGACCCUAAGUUAUGGAAGGCCCUCUGCACAGUGGUGCAUCUGGCUGCUUUAUAUGGUUUUUAUUCUGUAUAAUACUGUAUAAAUGCUGAAGACACAUCUCUUUACCCAAGCUCUUUCACAUCUAAGAUAUGUGUUGUCAGGGCCCAACCUAUUCCCCCAACUGUAAUCUGUUUUAAUUGUUCUAAUUGUAACAAGCCCCGAGAGCUGUUGGUGAAGGGCAGGUAAUACACUUUUACAUACUACUACUAUGUGUAAUAAUGACUUUUUCCAGUGCAUCUGAAUUAUAUGCAUUUUGCAAUUUCUAGAUUUUGUCUUUUUUGUAAAUCAGUUAUUUAAAGUGAUGUUUCCUUGUUUCUACAUACUCAGUUUUCAUUCUUUUUUCUUUGUCUUUUUUGUAGGUCAGAGUAAAUUCAGAGCAGGAACACUUUCUCAUUGUGCCUUUUGGGCUUCUCUAUAGUGAAGUUACUGCAUCCAGUCUGGUAAGUGAAAGACUCUUUUGUUCAAACAAAUCAGAAUCCUGAACAUCAGAUCACAAUACAGCUCCAUUUAGAUGUGACCGAGCACUAUUAAAGGCAAUGGAACAAGUUAGUCAUUAGUAACUUAAGGCCAGUUGCUAUCAAUAUAAUUUGGUCACAACUGACUUUGGAUUGGGACUGUAGUAUUUAAUCACUCCAUGUCUUAUGUGCAAGGGUAUUCUGCCCUUUCUACUUUUAAACUUUUAAUCUUAUAAUCGUCCGUCUUGUUUGGGCAUCCAUUUGGACAAAUGGACUGCUUAUAUUAAUAUAUAUGUUUAAAUCAAGAUGGAUGGGAUAAUUUUAUUAUUAAUAUCAGCUGACUUGACAAUGUUUUCUUUUUCCUGUAUCUGCAAAAUAAUAAUAAUAAUAAUAAUAAUAAUAAUGAAGUUGAAUUUGUAACAAGUUCUUCCCUAUAGUCAGUUUGCAAGCUAUUUCUUUGUAGUAUUUAUGUAGUCAUAUCAGUGAGUUGUGCGCCUGUGCAAAGAAGCAUCUAAAACUUCUAGUACUUUAGGAAAUAGCACUUGUCCCUUCCUUUGAGUGGGCAGACCCCAUGUGGUAAGAGCAAGUAAGCACUUUACUACCCUGUAGUCUUCCUUUGCCCACUGCCUGAACAGCAUCUCACCACCUGUGUUUUUGGGAGCUAAAAUUAGUUAAGUAGAGAGUUAGGAUCACCUGCUUGUAAAGUAUACUCAUUCCUUUUUCUUGUUUGCUGAACACUUGAGAUCCAGAUCCUGCAUCCUUUCCUACGUAACUCAGGGUCCGUCCCCACCCCCAUCACAGGAAUGGGGAAGUGUGAGAACCUGGUUUCUAAAGUUCGGGAAGUUUUCAAGAUGUUAGUUUGCACAGACCAGUAUAUUAGACAGCAAAUAAGAUCACUCAAAGAGUGCUGGUUUUACUGGUACAGUGGUGCCCCACAAGACGAAUGCCUAGCAAGACGGAAAACCCACUAGACGAAAGGGUUUUCCGUUUUUGAGUUGCUUCGCAGGACGAAUUUCCCUAUGGGCUUGCUUCGCAAGACGAAAAUGUCUUGCGAGUCUUGAGAUUUUUUUCCGCUCCCCCCCCCUUUAUCUAAGCCGCUAAGCCUUUAAUAGCCUUUUAGCAGCUAAUCCGCUAAGCCGAUAAGCCUUUAAUAGCCGCUAAACCGCUAAUAGCGCUAAUCCGUUAAGCCGCUAAUAGGGUUGCUUCGCAAGACGAAGAAACCGCUAGACGAAGACACUCGCGGAACGGAUUAAUUUCGUCUUGCGAGGCACCACUGUAAAUUAUUUGUGCUGCAUUCACACAGCAGUUCAUUACUGGCAUUUCUCUAAAUGUUAAUAUACACAUUAUAUUCAGGCUUUCACAUUACAUAAAAGCCACUUUUAGAAAUCUAGUGGAAUGCGGCACAGGUUCAGCAUUCAUUUCGGUGUUACUUGCUUCCAGAACACAAUCCGCUUGCAAGCGUGGAAUUUCUGCACCGACUGAGGCGCUGCAGGAUGCUCCGCAAGGGGCUUUCAUUUAGGAAAGGGUUGCAAAGCCUUGUGCCCCCUUUGCCCCUCCCCUCAACAGGAGAGGCUCCGAAACUGAUUUUCCCUUAAAGUAGGUCAGUUGUGGAGCCUCAUCUCCCCCCUCCCCAAGGAUUGCCCGCUCCCCAUAACAGCUGUGAUCCUGCAAGAUAAUAGGGGUGAGGUUCCACUAGUGGCUUUCCUCAGCUACCCAUCCCAGGGAUCAACUGCAAUCCUGCAGGUUCUGGGUGAUGCACCAGAAGCUGUUUCCUUAAAAGAUAGCUGCUUGUGGGGCAUCAACACACACAACUGCUCAACAGUUGGGUUGAAUUGGGGUGUGUGGGUGUGAUACUGCACAAAGAGCUUUCCCUUUUGAUCACGCAUACCCCAGCAAUGAUACCUCUGCUCAUCAGCUGUUGAGCAGAGGUAGAAUCCUGAUUAUUUUUACCUACCUUUCACACUGCAUUACCUGCCGGCUUGAAUGAAAUUUAGUGCAAUAUGGUGGUAUGCAGGGUGUAUUUAUCUCCCUCCUAUAGAUCUUGUUCUGUGUAUGUGUGCUGUAGAAGCUUCAGCAAAGCAGUUAAGCUCUUCAACACAAAACAGCUGUUCUUAGCAGAGUUGUUUUACUUGGCACACACAUUCUAUAUACAGGUUACACAAAGGCGUUUCUCUCUCUGGUCCCAGAGAGGGUUCUGUACUUCAAAGUCCUUUUGAACCAAAGUCCGUUAGCAAGUUCUAAGUUCAGUUGUUCGGAGACCUGAACAACUUGACUGAAUUCUCUGAGUUCUGAAGUCUGGCAGUUCUCCAACUUCUUCUCAGAUGAUCUCUUCAAAAAGUCUUCACACAAAAACACAGUUCCAGCAGAUAGCCUUCAAGUCCUGCAAUCUCUUACCACGACUCUCACUGUGGACCCUCACUGUGUGCAGUAACCUGAGCCUUUUCAUACACAAACUUACUUGCCAAAUCUGUGCAGUAACAUGCAUGAGAGAGGAACCAGAUUCAGCCAGGUGCAUUGUGGGGCAUGAGCCAGCAUCACCAACUCAUGUGAAUUUAACUCAAUACACACUUUCCUUAACAUACAGGUACUGCAGUGCAAGAAGAACAUUAGGAGGUCAGGACAGAAGCACUAAUGCAAUACACACCCCAUGCAUGAAUGCAGCCUAAGACAUGUUUUUUUAAACAUUUCUUUUUUUAAAAAAAAACUUUCCAAUAGUGUUAAUAUGAAAAUGGUAAGAACUCCUAAAAAAUUGCAAAAUCCUUCUAAUGUUGAAUUGCACAAAUGUUUGAGGUGUUAUGAAUGACAUUUUAUUCCUGCUUUCAACAUGAUUACUGUUCUUUUCAUCAUCAAAUAAAAGAAUAUGUGAAAACCUAUAAAGAUGCAAAUAAUUCUGAAAAGCAUAUUAUCUGUCUGUAAAGUCUCCAGUUGGCUGUAGUCAUUCCAUGGAUCUUGAGCCUCUUAAAAAACCCCCUCUAAUCUUAACAAACCUUUCUACAAGCUCAGCACAGCCACUCAGAUAUAUUGAGAGAAUGUGGUGAUUUUUCAUUAUCUGGGCCCAAAUAUUUUGACGAUUAAAAUUAGGUGUUUGUUUUCCUCCCCCACAUUCCACCAUAAUACAGAACUAUGCUUGCAAUGCAAACUAUUUCUAAUGUAUUUGUGUAAACACCUUCAAAGAGUAGCAUAAAAUAAACCCCUGUAAAAGCCUUUUCAGUGGGAGUGAGGGGCACUCCCCCCCCCCAGCCGUUUUCCCCAUAAGAAGAGAAACUGCCAGCAGCAUCUCCCUGCUGCUUUCACUCCUUGUGAAUGUUAGGGGACAUUCGGCACAGAAACAUGUGUGUAUACCUUUAAGAAGUUUCUGGGAUUAAUUGGCUGCAGGUGGCCGUUGCUAUAAAGGAAAAAAGCUGAGUUUUGUAGCCUGCCUGCAGGAAUAACACCCACCUGAGUUUGUGUUUAUUGUUUAGUACUAAAGUCUUCGUUUUAGUUUGGGUUUUUACACGUAUGUCUCCUGGAGUCACUCUGUCCUCUGCCACCGGCUGGAAAUCCCCCUCCAACAGUGAAAGCCCAGUGCAAAGGGAAAGAAGCCCUUUGCCCCCCCCUCCUGGGGGUACUUGCCAGAGUGGGUAGGGUGCUCUGGUGAGCGACCGAUCAACUGGUUUGUUCCUCUCCUUAUUUGAUGUGACUGCUGCUUUUGUAUCCAUCUUAUAUUUGUUUUCAUUGAGGGAGAUUUGAAAAUACUGAGCCUGUUUCUCUCCUGCGAUAGGACGGUAGGCUCAUUUCUAGAAUUAAUGCUAUUUUUUGUUACCAGGUUAAAAUAAAUAUUCAAGGUGAUGUUGUUGAUCGUGGAAGCACUAAUUUGGGAGUUAAUCAGGCUGGCUUCACGUUGCACUCGGCUAUUUACGCAGCUCGACCGGACAUUAAGUGCAUCGUUCAUAUUCACACACCGGCAGGAGCGGCGGUAAGAAGUUCCUUCUUCCUCUAGCUGUGUAGUGGUGGGGAAAUUUCAUGUAAAGUACUGCACUGCACCAGUCCAGGAGGAGAAAGAACAUGUGUGGUACUUAUUUCCCAAUCCAGAAAAGUAGGGGCAUUGAGGGGUAGAAAUUACAAAGCUUUUUAAAAGAGAAAAGAAACCUUAAAUGUAUCUCAGAGAAAUAAAUUUUCAUAUUUAAAAUUCUUUGCAUUUACUCUGGAGAUAAACUUGAAAGCACUGUGUAGGAAGGUCAAGACGGCAUCACCCAGCAUAGGACAGUGUGUCUUCUUGGUCAGUCCUGGGUGGGAAGAACAGAUUACCCUAAUCUUCAACACAACAGCCUUCUAGGGAAAAUUGACACAUUUGCUUCAUCCGGUGGGGCCUUUGGAAGUUGUGUUCUGCAGAGGACUAUGCACCUCAAAAGAAUCUGUCUUAGAUUAGGGUUUACAUCCUGGGAUGCAUUUGUUUUUUACAUUCCUAUGCUAGCUGUCCUCUUCUAUUUGAGGAGAGAAAUGGAAAAUCUAUACCGGGGUGGCUAGCUCCCAAGAGACUGCGAUCUACUCACAGAGUUAAAAACUGGCAGUGAACUACCCCCUUUUUGAGGGUUCAGGUCAAAGCUGUUGUGGGGGGUUUGGGGGAUCUACCAGUGAUCUACCUCCAGUGAUCUACCUGUUGGACAUGCAUGAUCUAUACUAACUGCUUAAUUUCUGUUAUUCAGGAGGGCAGGUAUGCUGCCCUGUAUCUUACCAACUUUCUGUAGGUCGGUAAAUGGAGUUGUCUGCUUACAUAAUUAAGUGGAACAGAGUCUCUCUGUGUGUUCUGUCUACCACAGAUAUGUUUUAUUCCAUUAGGACAAGGGUGAGGAACCACUUUGGGGCAGAGGGCCAGAUCCAGAAGUGGCCAGCCCUUUGCAGGCCUCAUUGGCAGGUGUAUGUAGCUGCACAGCUAACAUAGCAGGUGCACAUGUAAGGUGUGGAACCUGAUCCCUAUCCAAAUCAGCAUGGCUUGAAAUUGGUGCCCCUUUCUUGUAAUAGACAAAGUUUUGAUCUUAUUUUAUCUGAGGAACUAGCUCCUGUCUAUUUCCUACUUCCUCUCUCUGCUUCAUUGUGCGUGGGCCUGCAAAGUUUGCGGUAUUUCUAUUUCAUCCCACUGGAGGUUCUUCAGUUUCAUAUUUUGCCUCCUUAGGUCAGGUUUUGUUCAUUUUUAGAGUUUGUCUAAGGUAGGCAUGGGGAACCUUGACCCUCCAGAUUUUGUUAACUAUAACUCCCAUCAACCCUAGUAAGUAUGGCCAAUAGCAAGGGGUGAUUGGAGUUGUAGUUCUUCAACAUCUGGAGGGCCAAAGAUUCCCCAAACCUGGUUUAGGGGUUGAUGAGAGGAGUGCCUCUUCUGGCAGUGAAAUUUGGAGACUGCCUUCCUAGCCCUGAAGGAGGGGCCUUUCUCCAUACUGUCAUCCUUCUGCCAAGAAUUUCUUUUUCUUCGUAAAUGUCUAUUUAUGAAACCUGUUGUCAUCUUCUUAGGUGUCAGCAAUGAAAAGUGGUCUCUUGCCAAUCUCUCCAGAGGCACUGUCCCUUGGGGAAGUAACCUAUCAUGAUUACCAUGGGAUUCUUGUAGAUGAGGAGGAGAAAGUGUUGAUUCAGAAGAAUCUGGGCCCCAAAAGCAAGGUCAGUGUCCAAACAUCAUCUAAGGCGCAAAAGGCAAGAGAAAGUCUGUUUUGUUUUUCUUCUUACUUGUGCAUCACUUUCUUUCUUUAUCUCUUCUCCAAGGUUCUCAUACUCAGAAAUCAUGGUUUGGUAUCAGCUGGAGAAAGCGUGGAAGAGGCUUUCUACUAUAUUCAUAAUUUGGUUGUUGCUUGUGAGAUCCAAGUAAGCAUGCUAAUUUUUAUUUAUUUAUUUAUUUUUUAAUCUCAUUUUUUAUUUAUCUUCAUCAGUUUUAAAAAACUCAGGCUGGUAAUGCAUAUAGCAGACAGUGUAAUGAAAAGAUUUAUUUGCUGAAACUAUAUGGCAGGUUUUUAUUUUAGCACUGUAAGUGAAUGGUAAUGUUGAAUUAAAUUUAUUGGAUUAGUAGUUUUAUCUUUAAAACCCAGCCAGAUGUGGCAUAUAAAUAAAAAAAAUAUUAUUGCUAUUAUUAAAUGGCACUUUGAUUAGAGACAUUGUAAUGAAACAUUUAGCAUAAUUAUUGAUUAGACAUUGAAAUAUGUUUGAUUUAUUCAAUAUCACAGAAACUUUUAUCUGUUUUGAUUAUUUUAAGGUACGUACUCUGGCCAGUGCAGGGGGGGCAGACAACUUAGUGCUCUUGGACCCUGGAAAAUACAAGGCUAAGUCUCGUGGCCAUGAGCCUCUAGCAGGGGACGGGACAGCAUCUUACCCAAAAUGGCAGACCGGAGAGCAGGAAUUUGAAGCUCUUAUGCGAAUGCUUGAUAAUUUGGUAAGAGAAAAAUCUACUAUUCAACUGAUUUUUAACAUCAGAAAGAUCUUGUAACAUACGUUACUGGUCUCAAGGGUUUCGUUUCUGUUUAGACAAUGUACAUAAAUGUACAUAAUUAAAGGACAAAUAAAUCUAGGAAGAAAAGCACUUUCUGAGAAUGCCAGGAGUAGGAGUACCAUUUCCAAUGGCAGCUGCCAAGAGGCUCGUCCUUAACUUUACUGUACCCUGAUCUCCUUUAUAGCAAGAACAAAACAAAAUUGCUGUAGACUUGCAGUAAUUCAGCAUUAUUAUUAUUUAUGGGUUUUUUAAAUGUCUAACACACCCUUCAAACAAUAUUCCAGGGUGAUUAUUUAAAAACAGAACAGAAACAAAGCAAUAUAAUUCUAAAAGAGAAAAAAAAAUAAACCAGAUUAAAUUUAAACAACUAAAAAGCUUUGACAGAUAAGGUUUUCUCCUGUUUCUGAAAUGGCAUUAGCAUACACACCAGGUGAACUUCCCUAGUGGGAGGAUUCAGUAAUGCACACUGGUGAUGGUAUGCAAGUAGAUAAUAAUUAGAGGGUCACCACCAAAGAGGCCCUUUUCCGUGGUAGCCACCUACUGCACCUCAGGUGACAGGGGCAUCUGGAGAAGAGUCUACUGAAGGUGGGCAGGCACAAGUGUUCUUUAACGGAGUCUGAUAGUCCCAGCCCUCCUCCUGAUCUGUUUUUUUCAAUUGGCAUCGCCCAGUUUACAAGUGGUCACUUGGAUGCCUUGUGUUUUUACAUCAUAGAAGAGAAGAACUGAGACUUGGACAUAUGUUCUAGUUCAUAUUUAUUACUCUUAAAUGCAAACUGUACUUGUUUCGUUCCAAGGAGCUUUGGACUGACAUAAUACUGAUUCACUCAUGGGCAUGCCAAUAUAAUUAAAGUGCUUCAAAGCAUGUUUCGUAAUUUGAUGUAUUUGUGUGAACGCAGAUCACCAAAAUGGCAAAGAUACUCAAGGGCAGAACUUGGCAUGCAUGUAUCAAUGUUUCCAUAAUGGCUGUCAGUAAAUUUGUUUAACGUGUAGGUUUUGAGGCCAUGUUGACAGUGUUCUGCUAUGGUGUUUCCUCAGGGUUACAGAACUGGCUACCCCUAUCGAUGCCCUGCUUUGAGAGAGAAAUCUAAAAAAUACAGUGACGUGGAAAUCCCUGCUAGUGUCACGGGGUAUUCUUUUGCUAGCGAUGGGGACUCGGGCACUUGUUCUCCUCUGCGGCAUAGUUUUCAGAAACAGCAGCGAGAGAAGACAAGGUGGCUGAAUUCUGGCCGAGGAGAUGAUGCUUCUGAAGAAGGGCAGAAUGGCGGCAGCCCCAAGUCGAAGACUAAGGUGUGGACGAACAUUACACACGAUCACGUGAAACCCUUGCUGCAGUCUCUCUCGUCCGGUGUCUGCGUGCCAAGCUGUAUUACCAACUGCUUGGUCUGUGCCUACCUUACUGUUCAUAGUUAGAUGAUGUAGAGCAACUUUGGGUGGCAGGCACUGUGAGGCUUUGGGAAUAAAAUACAACAUUAACUCCUCCCUCUUUCCUGACCGUCUAAUCUGGCUUCACUUGAAACAUUUCUUUCUAAUAUGCUCUAGUAAUGAAAUUUAGACCUGCGUUCUCAUUGCAAUUUGAAUGGAAGGGUGCAGAGAGCAGUUAAGACUGCUAAGCCAGCAAUAAAUGAACAAGCCAAUGUCUUAUUGGUUCUGUUUUAUAUAUUCGAGUUACUUAAAUGGUUUUUUAUAAGAGAAGUUUUGGUUGUACUUUCUGGGAAAUAUCCUAGUUAAAACUUAAAGUAAAUUAGUUUUUAAAUUUUUUGUCUAAAUUAUGUACACUUCUCAGCACAGAAAUUAGCUGGUCUACAAAUCUGUAUCCAGGCUGCCUUCUCGUAGUUUGUGGUAUUUGUUUUAAGUACUUGGCCAAUUACCACAUUUUAGUUAAAUCCGUGGGCCUGAUUUGGAUCGUAUUGAAGUGCCUUUUAUCUGAUCUGUGGAUUACCAAAAAUGACAAGAGUUUCAACCCCACAGGCUUUAUUUCCUCUUAAGCCCUUUUGCUUCCUAAUAAAUUGACCUCUUUUGCUGCUCUACCCUCUAUGCUUCUGUCUGUCCUAAAGCCUCCCAGUGUUCACAGCCUUCUGCAUGAAUUGUUGCAUGUAAGUAGAUGGCCAUAAUUUGAAAAUCUUUCCUCUAGUACCAGCUGGGUGUGGCAUGACUAAAGUGCAGCUCAGGCAACCACCAGGCACUGUUCGGGGAAACUUCGUUUAACAUUGCUGUUUACAAAGUUAAAAUAUGCACUUCAGUCUUGACUAAAGGUUUUCAAAUGCUAUCGUGUGGAUAGCUGUUUGGAAAUGCUUAUUGUGAUAUUGUAUACUAUUCUAUUCUAAAAUCCAGAUUUGUGCAUGAUGCCGGCUUUAAAGUGGCUGAUUGAUACAUUAGCUGACAAUGUAGGAACUUGAGACAAGAACAUAGAGUCCUUCAUAGCCAUUCUAGAGAUAGCACAGAUCAGUGUUGAGCAUGAAAAAUCAUAUUGUUCAAAAGUUGUUAACUUUCUCCUGUUCUCCUUUGAAUACUUUCAUUUGCUGUCAGUGGAAACCCCCCUAAAUCUUGGUUGCUUUUUUCUCCCUUUCAGAAUGAUUAAUGGGGAAUGUAGUUGCUCUUAGUCAAGGUAGUGCCAUCUAAAAAUCCACGGAGAAAAUGGAAUCCAAAGGAGAGAUUCUUUGUGUGGUGACUCCCUCCCCUUUUGCUAUCCUAUAUCUAGUACUGUCAAACCCUUCUUUUAUUCUAGAAAGAGUUAGUGCCCUAUGUUGUAAAAAUAUUGAUGAGAGUUUGUGUGUUUUGAACACAUGUAAUGAAGUGAAUAUCUGAAAUAAGUAUAAAAUGAAAGAAUCACUUGAAACCAUAAGCUUGUUUUAAUAUUUUGCUAGAACAAUGUAAUCUUACUCAGUUUGUGUAUUUGAUUUUUAAUGCUCUUAAAUAUUUUUAAAGUACCAGUUAUACUAAGGUUCUUAAUACUGUUGUUAAAUAUCUUUAAUAAAAACCUGGAGUUAUUUUUAUGUGAAAAGAUAAGAAUCAGUGAGUAUCCAUAGCUCCAUGUUCAUUCCAUUUUUUUACUUCAUACUUGCAAAACAUUUUUUUAAAUUCUGUUGCUUUUUUUUAAGAGUUCUAUUUCUGGCUAUCUUUUGUCUUAAAAUUAUUUGGGGGGAACAGCAUCUUUAAACGGGUUUGUUUCAGUGUUCAGUACAUUUUCUGUGCAAUAAUUGGUGUAUAAUUUAUGAGACUGAGCGCUUAAAAGAUCGUUGUGGCACAAAGUCGCCUUCCAACAUACUAAAUGUACUGGCCAUAUGAAACAACCUUCUGUAAAGAAAUCAUGGAAGUGCUUUGUGUAUGGGUUUUUAUUUUUUGUAAUCUUUGAAUCUGUAAGCUUUAUACAAAAUAUUUUGACAUCACCAAACUCCUUCCUUAGGCUGAUCCAUCUAUUUGCCUGUGCAAAAACAAUUCUGAAAACUACAUUGAGUUUUGUUUUGAAUCCAAACUUUGGUGAUGCCCACUCUUUCCUCAUAGUACAGAAUCGUUCACUCAACCUGGUUAUUGACAUCACACUGCUUUUCAUAUUCCUGUCAUCUUGUGCUUUCUGUUGGCUUUGAUGUGUCUAAAUAUCAGGGAAGUGAAUCAAUGAUGUGGAAAUUAAAAGACAGUCGAGGAGGUUUGGCAUUGUUGAUAGAUUUAUAUUUUAAUGGCUCAGUCCUGUACUGAGCCUCCAUCUGCACUAUACAUUUAAAGCAGUAUCGUGCCACUUUAAACAGCUAUGGUUUCUCCCAAAGAAUCCUGGGAACUAGAGUUUGUUACAAUUUCCAGAGUGCUUUAACAGUCAAUCGCUUUCCCCAGGGAACUCUGUAAACUGCAGCUCUGGAAGGGGGAAUAGGUGGCCUCUUAGCACCCUUAGCUCUCAGCACCCUUAACUCUUAGCACCAUAGCAAACUACAUUUCCCAUGAUUGUUUGGAGGAAGCCAUAACUGUUGAAAGUAGUAUGAUACAGCUUUAAAUGUGUAGUGCAGAUGGGGCCUGAGUAUGGUUAGACUUACUUCCAGGAAAGUGCAAAGACUUGCAGCCUUCUGUGGUUAAUACAAAUAGCAAAGUAACAUUUUUAGCUAGUCCACAUUUCUUGAAGUAUUGUUAAUAUAGACAAUCAGAAAAAUCAACAAGAUCUUUUGACGCAUUUUUCAGGACCUUGUGAUAUACUUCACUCCUUUUCAUAUUUAGUUUUUUGAAAUAUUUGCUCUGAAUUACAAAAAAAUAGCUUAACAGCUGUUUCAAAGCUGAGAGAUGGUUAUGUCUUUACAAAUACUGGAAUGCAGUCAUUGAUUCAUUUCUCAGUUCUGUACAUGCAUGAUUUACUGUGCUGUAAACUUGCUUCUAUGAAUGUUCUAGCCAUUACAGCAAUUUUGAUUUUAUGUAAUUGUUCUUGAUAUUACAGUGGACUAAAGAGGAUGGACAUAGAACUGCCACCUCUGCUGUCCAAAAUCUAUUUGUUCCAUUGAACACUAACCCAAAGGAAGUCCAAGAAAUGAGGAACAAGGUUUGUACUGGCAAUCUAUCUGUAAUCUCUGAAUGUUUUUUAUAGUCCACAUUGAAAGUACGCCUAUAUCAUAGCUGAAAUCUCAAGAGAAUAAAAAAUAAAGACAAAAUGCCUUAAAAAUAUGAGUGCUAAUUAGACGAAACAUUUCUCCUAUGUGGGAUUUGACUUUUCAGUUUGUAAUAAGUAACUUACAGGCCAUAUUUGCUAAACAGUCUCCUAUCCCUCUCCUCAAGUUGGCAAGAACUGGUCAGAAUAGCACAGCGGCUGUUGGUGUAAACCAGCCUUUCUGGUCCCCUACUGGUAGUUUGGAUUGUUGACCAUUAGCUAGGGCUGAUGUUGGAGCCCAAAACCUCUGGAGGGCUCCAGGUUGGGAAGGCUGGCAUAUAUUAAGUGUGCCAAAUAUAUUGCUUAGAUAGUGAUUGGUUUUUCAAAUAACCCCCUCCCUCCCACGCCCUAUUCAUGUAUUCAUACUUCCCUUGGCUUUCCAAGUCAACACUGAUUACUUCUGAACGCAUAUUUAAGAAGCUAACCAUGUUGCCGUUCACACAGUCCCUAAAGUCAUAAUUUUGCAUUUUAGAAAGGUAGGUAGAUAUUAUUUGUGUGCACUAUUUUUAAGAAUUGAUCUUUGGAAUUUUUGAUGCAAUUUGCUUAUUGUUGUGGGUGUAGCAAAGAACAUACUCCAUUGCAUUGCUCGUAAGAUUUCCUUUUGCAAAACAAGAACAAUGUAUUCAAACUAAGCCUAUGGAAAGAAAGAAAUAUGCCAAUUUGCAGUCACAAAAUUUGGGGUUUAGUGCAGGAUCCUAGAGGCUGUUUAGUCAUUCUGGCCACAUGACCCAGAAAACAGUUUGCGGCAAACGCCAUCUCCCUCGGCCUGAAGCGAGAUGAAUGCCACACUCUAUAGUCAAGUUUGACUGGACUUAACUGUGCAGGGGUCCUCUUUACCUUUUACCCCUGGAAGCUUCUGAGAGACUGAUGCUUGUAGUCCCAAAUGUGUAAUAAAAUAUAAAAAUGGUAUACUGCAGUGGUAAUUGAUGGAACUGAUACCGUAUAUAUCCAAACCAACUUGACCGAGGUUCAUAUGCAGGAGCUCAUAUUGCGGUGCACACAGGCAGGUGAGUUACGUUCUCUCUGUUAUUCAUAUGCAAUUAAUGUAUUUUAUCGUUUACAGAUCCGAGAGCAAAACCUGCAAGACAUUAAAACUGCUGGCCCACAGUCACAGGUUCUUUCUGGGGUUGUUGUGGACAGGAGCCUCGUUCAGGUGAGCACAUAGCCUGCUUAAAAUACAAACUUAGAGUUACUUUAUAGUACAUUCCUGCUGUCACCUAAUGUAUCACUAUGAAAUUAUUCUUUAAUCGGCAGAAGUUAACUGUUUAUAAGGUAAGUUUUAGAGGUAACAUUUUGCUGUCUUUGCAACCAUGUUUAGGGUCAGAAACCCAGUGGGAAGCAUGUUAUUAGCAAGUAUACUGCCUUUGGUGCUGGUUGCAGUGCAUGAGAGACACCAAGGCUGCUUCUCUGUGGGCUAAAAACCCACUCUUGACUAGUCAGACUUUGUGUCACAGCUGUAUUGAAAAAGCUGCUGAGUCCAAAGCCAUUAUUGCUACAGUACAUUUAAUCAGCAAUGAACUCUUUAUUGCAAACUUUCUUUUUAGGACAUAUUCAUUUGAAGAUACUGUCUUACCUUUAUAGUUUUUAAAUAGGUAUAAUGUAUGCUUUUUCAGAGAAAGCAUAGAAGCAAAUGACUUCACUCAGUAGAUUUUAGAGAUGCAAAAGGUAGCCCAAUUAUUAUUUUUAUUGUACUUUUAUGCAGUUUGACUAGUCACCAUCAUGGCCAGGGAAUUUUUCAAGUUGGGGUUAGUGUAUUGGUGCAUGUUGCUUCAUUGCCAUUGGUUCUGUAUCACAAUUUACUGUUUUUCUGCAUGAUAUUUAUCCCAUGCCAUAAUGCUUUAAGCUGAUGAUCUAAAGCCCGAGCUUGGUUUGCUCUGUUCACUCAAUUUACUGUUGCAGGAUGCUCCCCUCUCAGACUGUACGGAAACAAUUGAAGGGCUCGAUCCCACAGAGCAGGCCUUUAAUCCCGCUAAAUCUGUCUCUGUUAGAAAGGUACUUACUGCCAUGUCAUAACUGCUCUAAGUUCUGUUGUUUACCUUUCACUUCUACCUCUUUCUUGCCCUGGGUUGUAGCUUAUAUUUCUUUGUAAAUGUUAAAAAGGUUAUACGAUUCUACAAAUUAUGCAUGUGUUUAUGUUUGAUACAUUAAAAUUUUUUUUUAAAGAAAUAAGGUCAGUCUUAUUCCUUUUAUGAUCAUGGAUAGCAUAUGGAAAAUUGUACGGUUCUCAGUGUAGUUUUGUUUAUGCAUGGUCUUUGUUAAGUAAUCUGGUUACAUCAGUGUAAUACCCAAAAUAUCCACAGGCUUAGCCAAAAAAUAAAGCAGCACAAAUAUGUAAAGCAUGAUGGUAGCUGUUUUCAUGUAAGGGGUGUUGUAUAUGGAUGAAUCUCAAAUGGUACUGCCUCUGAAGAUUGAGCCAUUUGUUGGCUUCCUAAAGUCAUUUUACAGAUUGUACUGGCCAAAUUUCGCAUGAGAACCCAUGUAUCUGAAAUUGUGAAAAAUCAUAAAGCAGUAAGCUUUAAAGUAGUCUCGUUUCUGGCAUGUAACCAUAUGGGACAAUCUUCUACAAACACACCCCUAUAUUAGGUAGUCCAAUUACAGUGAAAGGAACUACAUCACAUCAGACAUUUACACAUAUAUGAAUCAGCCCUAAGUUACUCUUCUCAAACUAAUAGCAUCACUUUGGUCAUUUCUGACGUAGCCCUGUUGUGUUCUUCUCCUCUGCUACAUGAAUGUGGAGAAAGGGAAAUAUUAGGCCUUACUGCUUAAAUUUUUCUCCACAGAGUUUACACUCAUGUGCAUAUAUACUUGCCAAUCUGGGAUAACAUUUGUUGUAUCAUAACGUAGACUGUUUAGCAUGAAGACUUUAAGGUGUCUGGUGCCACAAGAGUAGAUCAUACUAGAAAUUGAAAAAUAAAAGCAGUCAGUCCCAUGCAUUCGUUGUGCCUUAUUUGUCAGCUUUUCCGAUAUCUUCAUGAUUCUAUUAGUUUGUAUUUGUAUAGAAUAUUAUGAAGGACAGUUGAGUUGUAAAGUAUUAGUUAGCCUUGUUCUUCCUCUUGCAGUGGAGUCAAGGGCUGCUUGUUUUGGCAUAGCUUUGUGCUACAGCUUGAUAGCAGUCUGCUAAUUUAAGAAGUAGGCAUAAUUUUUGAGGACAUCUUUAGCCAUACACUAAUUUCACAGAAUUUCUAGAGGCCUUCCACAUGCUAGGAGAGUGUCAAUUAGAGCAUUCAGCAAAGUGAAGUGGACCUCUGUGUUAGCCACCAGCUACAAGAUGGCUUGUUUCUUCUGCAGACACAGAAAUGCCCUCAACAGCCUUCUCUGUGUGCUUUUCAAACUCUGCUCCUGUUCUGCAUGCUAAAAACAGGCACACAAAUAAGGUCCCUGGUGGCCCUCAACUAGCCUUGGCAACUCUAUAAACGCCCAAAAUUCUGUACCACACACAGAAUAGAAUCUUUUUCACAGAGCAGAUCUGCUGUCCUAAGGCUCUCUGUAGCAACCCAGUCCUUAGUGGUUUCAACUGACAGCCUGGAGAUUGAGAAGUUCCUCAGGUUUCGGAUGCCAGAGGAAGUCCCAUGCACCAUUCGGGUGGCCAAAUAUCCCUAGAAUUUGCCAGUCCACCUGGGUGGCAUUCCUGAGAUAGUGUGAGAAGAAUCAGCAACUGAACACCACAGGACUUACACAGCUUCUCUCAUCCCUACAAGAUGGACUCUGCAUAGAUCUUCAGCCUAAUAGCCUGCAGAAUCCUCAGGGCUUUCUAAAUGUUCCAGCAAACCUAUCAGCUCUAGUAUCCUCCAUUUUUAUAGGGAGCAACUCUCCUUAGUCCACCUGUCCGCAAAUAUCUGGGAUCUCAACAAAGUGCUUCCAGCACUCCAGAAACCACAGUUGAAUCACUGAAGCGUUCCAUAUUGUGUCUCUGAAAGUGAUAUUUUGGCUCUGAUUGUUAUGACACAGGGUACUGAGCUCUGACAUACUUCAGCUGGCUAAACAUCUCCACGUUUCACAAAGAAAAGUGUGGUGGGCUCCUAUCGGAGAGAUGUUGUUUGCAGAUGACUCAGUCUUGACAGUGCACUCUGAGGAAACGCUACUCGUCAACCAUUUUGUCCGUUUGGUCUUGUCAUCAGCCUGACAAAGACUAACAUUUUUGCUCAGGAGGCAACAAGCACUCCACAUGUCAGCAUUGGUAACCAAACGCCUAAGGUGGUAGACAGUUUUGUCUACCUAGGCUCCACCAUAACCAGUAACCUUUCCAUCAACACUGAGCUGGACAAACGUAUUGGUAAGGCAGCUAUGACAAUGGCUUGCCUCUCCAAAAGGGUAUGGAGAAUGUGAUGCUAGUGACCAAUACCAAGAUGAAGGUCUGCCAGGCUUGUGUGUUGAGCUUUAUGGGCAACAUGCAGUGGGUCAGGAAGAGUUGGACAUCACAUGGCAGGACAGAGUCUCAAACAAAGAUGUGCUCCCCUAAGACCACAUUCACAACCUGUUUGCACUUCUGUCUCAGUGACGUCUGGACUGACUUGGUCAUAUCCACAGAAUGGAAGAUGGCAGGAAUCCAUAAGAACGUGUUCUAUUGGAAUCUGCCUUCGGGCACUAGACCUGUUACAAAGUUGUCCGCAAAUGUGACAUGAAGGCUGGGAACCUUAACCCCGCUGUGUGGGAAUCCCUUGCAGGCAACGCUAUUGCCCAGUGGCAGACAGGUAGUAUAUCCACAGCAGCGACUGCUGGGAGGAGAGCAGAGAGAAGAAACAUCAUGGUGCACCUAUAGCAGCGAAAACAGAGACAUGACUUUCCUGUAUCAGUCUCUGAUACAGCCACAGCAGGCACUGUAACUCUCCAGUGGUUUAUCCCCAUAGGUUCAUUCUUCCAUUGCCUCCCAAGAAAAAUGGAUGCCAGCAAUUAUAAAAACUUAAUUUUAUUUAUGCCUUGAUAAUUUUAUUAAGUUUACAGUUUUAAAAAGUUGUUUGUAUUACAACUUUUUUGUUCUUUUCUGUAAUAUGCUUAUAGUUGGGUUAAAAACAGCAACCAAGUCUUGCUAAAUAUGGACCAGCAUCCUGUUCUCACAGUGGCUAACCAGAUGCCUAUGGGAAGUUGGCAUGUAGGACCAAGUGCAAAGCAUUUCCCCCUGCUAGGCUUUCCAGCAACUUAUAGUCAGAAUCAUACAGCCUCUAACCAUGGAGGCAGAGUGUAACUAACCAUCAUGUCUCGUGGCCAUUAAUAAAAGCCAUUCAAGUUGCUGGCCAUCACUACCUCCUGCUGGGGCAUGUUCCAUAGUUUCAACUAUGCUCUGCGUGAAGAAGUACUCUUGUUUCUGGGUCCCAAAUCCUCCAACAUUGUUUCAUUGGAUGUUCUUGAGUUCUAGUGUUAUGAGAGAGGGAGAAAAACUUCUCUAGCCACUUGCUCCAUGCCACAUGUAAUUUCAUACCCUACUAUCAUGUCACCUCUUGCUUGCUUUCUCUCUAAGCUGACCACACUCCCCGCCUUUCUUCAUAUGCAAUUUGCUUCAUCCCCUUGAUCAUUUUGGCUGCCCUUUUCUGAACCCUUUCCACCUCUACAAUAUCCCUUUUGAGGUGACCAGAACUACACAGUAUUCCAAAUUCUGUCACGCCAUAGAUUUAUAUAACUGCUUUAUGAUAUUGAUGGAUUUGUUUUUAGUUCCUUUUCUAAUGAUCCGUAGCAUGGAAUUCUCCUUUUUCACAGCUGCUUCACACUGGGUCAACGUCUUCCUCAAGCUCUCCCCUACAACCCCAGGGUCUUGUUCCUGGUCAGUCACUGCCAGUUCAGUCCCCAUGAGGAUAUAUGUGGAAUUUUCUGGCAUUGCUUUGCAUCUUUUUACAUUGAAUUACAUUGUCCUGGCUCUUCUCCUCAGACUUGGCCAUUGACUUUUUAGAGUUUUUAAAGGUUCAUUGAUGAAGUCAGUGCACUGUCCCAACAUUGGUCUACAGGUUACAAGUACUUCAAUAUAUGACCGGGCUGAGCUAAGACAUUGGAAUUGGUCUUAUCCCAAGAUGAACUGGCCAGUUUCCAGUGCUUCAUUGAUAGUAUUGAUCAAUAUAGUUGACUGCCUUUUCUAGCCUACCUUUCCCCCCAGUUGAUAUUUUUAUUAAAGUUUUCUUGGUUUACAAAGGUAUGUGCAAUGUCUCUUUUCUAGCCUACUUAAAAAGUAACUUUUCAUAUGUGAAGUCCACAGAAAAAGAAUAGCAGAACAUAGUAAGAAAUUUGUUUAAAAGGAUGAAACUGAAUAUGAAUUUCCGAGCACAAUUCAAAGUGUUGGUGCUGACCUUUAAAGCCCUGAACGGCCUCGGUCCUGUAUACCUGAAGGAGCGUCUCCACCCCCAUCGUUCAGCCCAGGCACUGAGGUCCAGCGCUGAGGGCCUUCUGGCGGUUCCCUCAUUGCGAGAAGUGAGGUUACAGGGAACCAGACAGAGGGCCUUCUUGGUAGUGGCACCCACCCUGUGGAACACCCUCCCUUCAGAUGUGAAGGAAAUAAGCAGCUAUCCUAUCUUUAAAAGACAUCUGAAGGCAGCCCUGUUUAGGGAAGUUUUUAAUAUUUAAUGCUGUAUUGUUUUUAACACUCUAUUGGGAGCUGCCCAGAGUGGCUGGGGAAACUCAGCCAGAUGGUAUAAAUAAUAAAUUAUUAUUAUUAUUAUUUAAAACACAAUUGUAUGUAAUCAUAAUUAAUAAAAAUCAAGGUUGGGUUAGUUAUUAGUAUUGUAGAAUAGGGUUACAUCUGUUGAGUGACAAAGUGUAACCUCAAAUAUUGAAAUAAAAUAAAAUAUUAAAGGUGACAAAAAUAUAGUUGACUGCCAUAGGAAGUGUCUCAGAAUUAGAGCAUCCUCUGAUAUCUGACUCCUUUCACAGUUUAUUUAUUUUCCCUCUCCUGCUCAUCCACCUUUUUUUACUGCUGGAAUCUAAGCUCAGGGAACAGACAUCGGAGUUCUCUACCGGUCAACAAGAGCAUCCUCUAGUAUCUUCCAACAAGGUUUGGGCACUCAGGGAUAUGGGCCAGAAAUGAGCCUUUGAAAUCUCAUCAAAAGAGUCUGAAAUUCUCUAACUCAUCUGAUAUAUGCCCUUCAUGGAGUAUUAGGUGCUGACAAGAUGUAUCUGCCAUCUUUCCUGGGGGAACUGAGUAUCUUGUUUCUUCCUGGGAAUGAUUUCCUUCUGUGCGGAGUGUUAAUAUGUUGUCCUUCAGUGGCUGAGACUGACAUAUUUUCCCACAUGAUUUGGUGAGCUCCACACUACUGCCUUGCUCUUUCUGUAAGUUUAAAAGUAUCUGAAAGAGUGAAAGAACAAUAUAGGCCGGCUUUUGUGUUAUUUGAGUCCACGUCCUGCAGGACUAUGGGUUCUGUUCCCCACAGGGUAAGACUAAAGAAAAAUGAGGGACUGCUCUUCCAAAUAAAGAUAACUAUGGUCACUGACGUUAAAUGUUUUUGUGCCUCCAGUGCAAAUUAUGACAAAGAUGUCAUUCUAUAGCACACAUUUAAAACGUGGCUGUGGACCUUGUCAAGAUUUUUCACCCAGUAAAAGGGAAUUUCUGGUCAGUAUUGCACAAGAGGAAGGCCCAUAGAGGAAAGCCUUCCCUGAAGGCCUGUCCCCACUUUUGAAUGUUCUGGAGAAGGUUAAUUUGGACUUGUAGCUGAACCUUUUAACAGUUUGGUUCCCACUGCUUCCCAAGGGGUGCUUUUAAAUAUUGUGUAGUGAUGCUGUAUUUUGUUGUGCUGCUUAAGAGUGGAUAUAGUGUGGCAGAAACACUGAUGUUUGUGUGAUGCUAUCCCUGAAAUGCCUGUUCUCAUGUAGUGGGUUAAAUGAGUAUUAUUAUUAUUAUUAUUAUUAUUAUUAUUACCAUUAUUAAUUUGUUAUGUGUGUAGGCAGUCUUUCACCUGAAAACUCUUCACAAGUUUGGAACUCAUUAGUCUCGCUCUAUUGCGGAAUGUAGUCAUGAUGCAAUAACCAUGUGAUAAAAUGGAUAUUCUUACUUUCUCUAAAUGAAAAUCUUUUCAGUCUUGUUUUCGUUAAUCAGAUUUUGAAUAAUUUCUUCCAUUGUUUUAGCCCUCAGGCAUUGUUAGUGCACUGUAUAUUAUUUCAUGAGAAACAUUUAUUUUCUUCCAACUAGGGAGAAUUGGUGACAGCAUCAAAGGCAAUAAUUGAGAAGGAGUACCAACCACGAGUAAUCGUAAGCACAACAGGACCAAACCCCUUCAACAAGUUCACAGACCAAGAACUAGAAGAGUAUCGCAGAGAAGUAGAAAGGAAACAGAGGCAGUCAGGUUUGUGUCUACCUAACUCUAACUUGCCUUACCGUGGUGUCAAUAUACUUCGGAUAUGUAGUUUAAUGUGCCAGGCUUCCCUUAUAAGUUUCCUUUGUGUUGAUUCUCAUCAUACCUUGGUGGUUGUACUGUGACAUUUGCCCAACCUGCACAAUGUACCAAGCAGUUACAGGAGCGGCCCUGGCAGAAACAUUCUGUAUUGCUGCUGUGCUUCUUACUUGAGACAAAGGAGGAGUGUUGAUGGUGGGCUUCUUGUUGGCUAGGGCAAGCAACACAUUAUCUUGCAGACAACUUCAAUGAUAAGAAACAAGCAAUGUUAAACUACACACUCAUUUAUUGCUGCUACUGUAGUUCAUUUUUUCUGCUGGAAGCACAGAGUUUGGAGACUUGGUUGCUCUUUCAUCUUGAAGUUGAAAUAGUUUUUGUAUAGAUUUCCUUACUUGAUGAUAUUGCUGAGCUCGAAAAGCAAAAAAUAGAACUGUGAUCUUAAAACUUUCAUAAUCAAAUUCCAUUGCAAUUCUGUUAUUUCAUUUAUGAAUUGCUUCUUACAAAGCAGGGGGUCGUUACCUCCAGCCAAUCUGGGCCAUUCCAGUUUGACUCAUCCCAAAUCACACCCACAUGUCAAUCAAUGAAGUCACUUAGUGAUGUUGCUGGGAGCAGUCUGCUGGGUAUUGCUUCAUCAGCACAUCAGCAUGUUCCCUGCAGGGACUGUGCUGGCAGAGGAGACUCCUACAGAGAACAGGAUUGAACGCUACGCUCAUCAGCUGGUGAGUGGAGGUUUCAAUCCUGCCAUGUGGAAUCUGCGGGGAAUGCACUGGUGAAGCAGACCCCUGCAGAGGGCAGAAUUGAAUUCUCCACGAAGCCGAUGAAUGGAGUGGGGAAGCAGGCUUCCUCACCCCACCAUGUGGGUUAAUUCUGACAGCUGAGUGGCCUUGACCAGCUGUCAAUACUGGCCCAUGGGUUGGAGGUUAGAAAGAAAUCUGGCCAGAAAAUCCCCACCCCUGCUAUAAAGUAUCUCAAAGCUAUUUCCCAAUACAAUAAAACAUAUACAGAAAAGCUAUUUGAACCCACAAAGCAGCAACAAGGGCGGGGGGGGGGAUAUCCUGCUGAGCCUAGUACUGCCCAUUGUUCUAUGUUUUCAGUAACUCUAGACGUACUCACACAUUGCAUUGAAUACAGUGCAUGUGCAGAUGUUUGUGUAAGAGUGUACAUUUGUUGAUUUGUUGAUAAGCUCAGCUAUUGUGUACACAGGUAUAAAAUAGUACACUUACUGGAUAUAACAUUCUGGCAUCCCUUGUGAAAAAUGUUUUUCAGACAAAAUGGAUGUAGUUUGGAAACUUCAAGUAGUAAAGCAUAAUAAUUUGGUAUAUGUUAAAAAUCAUACGACUUAACAUUAUUGGGACAUCCAGAAAUUUUGAACAAGUUGACCCAGCAAUUGAAGACUCUGUUAUUCUUGUGUGUUUAAUGCAUGAGAUACUUCAGCUUAAACUGAUUGUCUUUAUAAUGGUUACUGAUUACAUUUUUAUCCAGGCCUUCUUGGAGCCGAGGGUGGCACAUAUGUUCUCUCUUUGCCUACUUUAUUUUCAGUGCAACUUUGUGAAGCAGAUUAGGCUGAGAGAGACUGAGCCCAAGGCCAGUCAGUCAUUUUCGUGGCUGCGUAGUGAUCAGUCCCCAAGCAUGAAAUGCUUGCCACUACACAACAGUUGUUCCCUUCCUUGCACUUGAGCUUUGAACAAAAAUUGCCUCUCCUUUAGGAUGAUUUUUGUCUUUUGCAUUACUAUAAGGGACGCAGGUGGUGCUGUGGUCUAAAGCACAGAGCCUAGGGCUUGCCAAUCAGAAGGUCGGCGGUUCAAAUCCCCGCAAUGGGGUGAGCUCCCGUUGUUGGGUCCCAGCUCCUGUCGACCUAGCAGUUUGAAAACACGUCAGAGUGCAAGUAGAUAAAUAGGUACUGCUCUGGCGGAAAGGUAAACAGCGUUUCCAUGUGCUGCUCUGGUUCGCCAAAAGCGGCUUAGUCAUGCUGGCCACAUGACCUGGAAAAACUGUCUGCGGACAAACGUCGGCUCCCUUGGCCAGUAAAGUGAGAUGAGCGCCGCAACUCCAGAGUUGUCUGUGACUGGACCUAACGGUUGGGGGUACCUUUACCUUUAAGAAACAAUGGGAUUCAGUUUGCAGGGUGGUUGAGGGUGAGAAAAUGAACAUAUUUGCAUUGCCAAGGCAACUGUAACCGCAGGCUGAUUGUUCUUAGUUGACUAGUUGGGUAGAAAGAGGAUGGAGAAUUGCACGUCAUUACAUAGCUUUUCAGCAGCAGCUACACACAGUUGAACUAACGUUGACAAAAAUCUUACAGCUCAAUGUGGCAGGCAAUGAAGCUGCCAAUUGGGCAAGACCAGUCCAGUUUGUGAAUAUCUUCGCUUUAGUUUAUGGUUGGCCAUGUUCCUUAAUUGCUUCCUGCUAGAGAGGCUUCCGCUGAACAAAGUUCCUUGCAAUGGUUAUUUAUGGUUUUUUUCUGUGAUCUGUAGUAGCUGGACUAAUCUGGAAUCCUUAACAGUUUGUGUUUAUAAUUUGUAUAAUGUUCCAUUCAUUGCUUCCUGUGAAUUUCAGAUGUCAUCAGCCACAGUAAAUUCUAAAAUGAAACCUCAAACUUCCCUAUCUAUUUUAACAUAGGGCACAAUUAGUAGCACAUUUUUGCUCAGUUGCACUGGUGUUUUCAUUUACAUUUGAAACAGCUUCUUCAUUAAACAGAGUUCUUCAUUAAAAGAUCCUUUAUGCACAGUUAUGUGAAUUGUGAGAGUGGUCUGUUUAACCUGGUCUGUACUCUUACAUUUUGUAGAAGAUUCAGAAGAUGCCAGACAGCAGAGGGAGAGGAGCUCUUUGGAGCAUCCUGCUGCUUGCACUCCACCCAGCACUCCAGUGAAACUGGAGGAAGGUAUGUCCCCUGGAGCUAAGAGUUUGUUUAGCUGCACCUCUGUGUUCAUGUUUCAGUUGAUAUCAGAUAAAAAUGUGUUCAUCUAUUUUAUUCUGUAGAGCAACAUAUAGCUAAAUGUGCUAGUGGUUGUGUUCGCAAUAAUAAAGAAAUGUGCACUUGAGAACACAAGGACUGCCUGAUUGGGCAAGACCACGCUCUGUCUCGUGUGACAUGGAAAGUGAUGGCCAUCUCCUUUUGUUAGCUCCUGAUUAAGUGACAUACCGUCCAAGAGAGUUAUCAAUAGUUUUCUUUCAUGAAUUGCUUUAUUCUUUUAAAAAGCCAUCUUAGCUAGUUAGCAAUAUCAACUUUUAAUUUGUGGAUUAUUUACACAUUUUGUCCUUUAUCUGCUGCCAGUAGUGUCAUCAAGUGAUCCUGAGUUCUUGUGUUGUGAAGGAGGGAGGUUUUUCUUUCUAGCUGCACUCUACACAACUUUGUAAACCUCUGUCCUGUUUCUGUUAAGUUUUUUUCAACGGAAAAGCCACUAGUGCUUUAAGCUUUCUUCAUAGGGGAGAUGUUCCAGCACUGGAUCUCUUCGGUUCCACUCUUAUGCAACUUUCUCACCUCUUUGGCACUCUCUUCAAGCAGUGGUCUCCCAAAACUGUACACAGUAUUUCCAAAUUCUCUAUUCCAUAAUGGCAGUAGAAACUUCCUUUGGAUCAUUUCCAGCUUCGAGUGUAACUUUUUCAUUGCUUGUGGGAUCAGGAAGAGUCAACUUCAGAGCCCCUUUUAAUAUCCUGUUCCCAGUUAACUUGGGAGUAACUGCUGUUUGUGAGAUUUACUUCCAAGUAAAUUGGCACAGGAUCAUGCUGUUAAAAAACUUAACAUAGCUAAAUAUUGUGAAAAGGGAGACUGAAUGAGAAAUCACAUAAUAGCUUUUUGGAUGGUCAGAUUAACAAAGUCACAAGAAUAGAAUUUACAAAUUUGCUGAAAUUAAAAUGAUGCUAGAGAAUUUUGAAAUUAUUUAUUUGCACUGAGGGUUCCCAGAGUGUCCUUUCAGCAGUACUGAAAGACUCUUAAUCAUCAAUAGCCAGCCACUCUGCCAUUAUCUCUCCAGUUCUCCUCUUCAUUGAAACGUUCAUUGGCAGAAAUGCUCGUCAGCAGUUGAUCUUGAACCUUUUGUUUUAGGAUUUGAUCUCACAGCUGGCUACUAGGAAAUAUCUGUGCUACCAAAUAGUAGCUGCCUACCAAACCAGGCACAAGUUGUAGAAUGCCAUCCAUCAGGAUAUUAGUGAAGCUAAUGUCCCAAUGUGCGCCAGUGAGCAGGAUCACUGUGCUCAGCAACUCUUAUGUACCCCUGAGCAGCUGUAGUGGGCACCACUGCUUUGCUGAUCUGGCUUCCCAACACUGCUCAUCACUGCCAGUUAUCAAGAGGGGGAGGAGCAAGUGGCAGGAAGCUCAGUGCAGUGGCAGAACCACUCAAAAACCCCACAGCUGUGUCUCCCUUCCUCUCAGUAACUGGCAAUGCCAUACCAACCACUGCUGCACCUGAGACCCACUUACCAACAAAAGGAGAUUUCACUUCCAGAGAGACGCAGGUCUUGGAUAUAUGGACUCCUGUCUAGAGCUGUUUCCAUUGUUGAAAUGCAAGAGGAAAUCUUCCUGCCCAAAUGGUUUUUGGAUCAUGCAAAUUUUUUUAGCAAAUUCUGCUUGGUGGUUGCACAUUUCUUAAGCAUUAUUGUAAUUGGAUUACACCUCUACUCAUAGGUUUCAAAGUUAAAAGAUUUGAUUUCUUUAAGGUCUCUGCUUAAUGAGAGCAAGACCAGACCUAUUGUUGCAGUGAAUUGGUAAAAACAAGUUGAGUACUCAAACCAGGUGUAAUCUAAGAUGUGUUCAGUGUUUCCCUUUUACCCUGGAUUUUAUCACUUGUCUGUUACAAAGUUGUCUCUUCACACCACCUCAUUCUGUAUUUUAUAAGAAUGGUAAUGACCAUUCUUUUAAUAUAACACAAUGGCUGUGAUGGAUGUAUAGAUUCUCUACUUGUGCUUUUUUCUUCUUGUGGCUGCGUUACAAACAGGAGGUGGAUAUGCUAAAGAGUACCUGUUGCCAUAGUAAGUAUCAUCCCAUCCCUGUUCCUGCUGCUUUAUCCUGACUUCUCUGUGCUGUGCUUCAUUCUCUUGCAUAUUUUGUGGUGUUUCCUCCCUAUGUUGGUUUGGUCAGCCUUUACAUAGUUUGAAGUCUGCUUAACUAUUUCAGUUGCUUUACCAGAACAAAGAGAUCAGAGGUACAUUAAGAAAAAUACAGUCUGUAUUAGACUUGAGUGUGACUUGGUAGCCAUAUGUAUAAAACACUCCAGGUGUUCACAUACUGAUUUUGACCCCAAACCAUUGAUUUAUCCUGUAAAGCAGAGAAUAAGGUAGUGUGGCAUUGCUCCUUAUAUCAGUGACAACAAACUAAAAUCACCUUAAGAGAUAAAAGGAUGUUUCAAAGAGGCUCAUCUCUUCAUGAUUGUGUCUGUUUUCCUAAGUGUUCUUAGUGGCGUGUUGCCUGUUGUGAGGAGGGAGCCUGAGCCCCUCUCUUCAAGCUGAGGAGCACAAAGAAGAGAAGACGGUAGACACUGCAAAUCUGGUAGCCUGUAUUUCUCUUAAGAUGCCUCCAUAACAGCACUCCACAUACAUUUCUGUGGGACAGGAAAGUCCCCUCUCCUUCUCAUGUCAAACUGGACUAUAAUCAUAUGUUAGAGAGUGGCUUUAUAGUGCCAUUUUCAGCACAUGGUUGUACCAGUUGCAUUGUUUUAUAUAGCAUUUACUGUGCUUCUUCAUGGGCAUCCAGUAAGCUUUACAUUUUCAAUUUAUUUUUGACUCUGAAAUUCUUUCAAGUAAAAUCUAACUGUAAGUCCCAUUGGAAAGGUGCAUUUAAUUUGCUGAGCUGAAUAAAUGUUUAAAGUUUUUGUUGUAGUUCCUUAAAGCCAUAUCCAUACAUUUCUUUGCCAUGUUUGCACGUAACAAAAGGCCAGACUUACCAAUUUAGCAUGAAUGGGCAGUGUGCUGGCACAUGCUGCCUGGUUGCUCCCACUUCACUCCUCUCCUGGCGUAUGAGGGGUUAAACUGGGAAGACCUACUUUUCUGUUGCAUCUGAACCAGAGAUUGGGAUUGGGAUUCCCUAACAAGCCAUAAUCAGCAAGCCAGCCACAAAUCAUGGCUUAAUGUAGACUAGAGAUUGGGGUUUGUUACAGAAAAACAAACCAUGUUCUCUGGUUACAAUGGAAAGGGAAACCAAGAAAGUUUGCUGAAGAGCCAUAACUCUAAUAUGGCAUCUGCCUUGCAUGGAGAAGGUCCCAGCUUCAGUUCCCAGCAAUCUCUGUGUAGGGCUGAGAAUAUGCUGUCUGAAACUCUUGAGAGCCACUGCUACUCACCAACCUUUGCCAGUCUGGUUCCCUUCAGAUGUUUUUGGACUACAGUUUGGAUUAAAACCCCCACCAGCACAGCAGUAUGUUGCCAGGGCUGAUAGGAGCAUGACCAGACUGGCUGGGGCUGAUGGGAAUUGUAGUCCAAAACUUCUGGAGGGUGCCCGCUUGCUGAAGUCAGGUGUAAACAUUGCUGAGCUAGUGGGACUGUUGGUCUGACUCCGUUUUCAUCUGACUUCCUUCCAUGUGAAGGCAGCAAUUAAUUGCUGUAACAGCAGCAAUGAAAACAGAAGGAUAGUUGAACUACAUUUAAAGAGCUAUAUUUAAAUAAAAGAAAUUAAUUGCAGCUUUUAACUUUCCAAAUAGCUUUUUCAUUUCCCCCUGCUUUUAAAUUAUCCUAACCCAUUUUAAAACUUCUAAUGUUUUGGAUUGCUGAGUUUGAAGUGGUUAUCAUCACUAAGCUAACAAAUCCCAGGUUUUUCCUUUUCCAAGCUUCAAAUAAAGAUGAAACAGAGAAUUGUUAAAUACAAAUACAAAGAAGGUGAAUGCAGUAUUAAAUUAACCUUAAAAGAAUACAAACCACAGCAUGGUAUUUUCAGUGCAGUACUGAAAUGAACCAGGUACCUAAAGUCACUGCAAUUCAGAUUGGGCCAAGAACCAUGGCCAUAAACCUCCAGUGCCUCAGAAAUAAAGUGAUAUGUUUGCUGUUGCAACUUUGCUGUGGUUUGAGCUUCCCUGUGUUUAUGUGAAGAGAGCAUGUGCAGUGGAUCCUAACAUCCUUAGUAAUUCAAGGAGCUAGCUAAGAUUUGAUCUACAUAAGAUCAUCUCCUGUUGUUUAUGUCCGGGAUGCUCUUCACAAUAGUGUUUUCUCACAUUCUGUAAGGCCAGAGAUAGAGGCACCUUCUUAAUGAUGAUUAAAUUUUUGGACUGUGUCUAAAAAACAGAUAAGAGAUGGCAAAGUACAACAUGCUUUUCCAUCCUGAAAGCCAAUUCAUGCAUUAUGCAAAAGUGGGGGGAACAGAAGGCGAAUCACCCAUAUACGUCCGUGUUUCCUUUCUUCUAUUGCAUUGCAGUGCGAGAGGGGAAACAGAAGCCGGGGUAGUUCAUGCCUCUGCUUUCCCUGUGUCUCUGUAAUAUUUGAACAAAUGGAGAAUCAGGUUGCAAAGAAUGCAGAAUUUAAGAUUCCAAGUCACACAAAACUCUGGCCCACUUGAAGAUACAGGUGAGAUGUCUUUUGAGGAUAAGGGAGCAAUAGUUAGCAUUGCUGAGCUUUGUAUAAAAGCUCCUUCAUCUGCAGAGAGUGUGGCUUCAUUUUUCAUACUGAAUGCCUUCGUGUAAGCCAGUCUUUUGGGCCACUGCAAGAGGCUAACAUAAAACCUCAUUAAGUCAUCAGUGCUACUCCGUCUGAAUACUGAGUCCAGUUAUUAUUAUUUUGCAAAAUAAGGAGAAACAAGCAUAUGCAUCUUCCAUUUAUGCUCGGUCCCUGCUCCUGCCAACCUAGCAGUUCAAAAGCACAUCAAAGUGGAAGUAGAUAAAUAGGUACCACUCCAGUGGGAAGGUAAACAGCGUUUCCAUGCGCUGCUCUGGUUCUCCAGAAGUGGCUUAGUCAUGCUGGCCACAUGACCCGGAAGUUGUACGCCAGCUCCCUCGGCCAAUAAAGCAAAAUGAGCUCCUCAGCCCCAGAGUCGUCCAUGACUGGACCUAAUGGUCAGGGGUCCCUUUACCCUGUGUGCUUAUAGAGAAGGGUGAACAAUAUUUCAUAAAUAAAUGUAAGAAGUCAGCAGAAUUUUUAGUAUGUCAACUUCUGACACUUUGGUUUUUGACUCUAAAGCAUUGUGGAGAAGACAGAAUUCAAAUAAAUAUUUCCGUUGCAUCUCUCUGCCCAAAGGCCAUUUACAAAGAGACUCAAAACUCCUGGCUCUGCAUGUAGGUUUUCCACAGUUAAUUUCUGUUAGCCCUCAUUUCAGCAACAGGCACACGUUAACAGAUGUUUCCUGUUGCUUGCUCCACUAGAGAGGCAGCCGAACCAGACUUGCAACGAUGACAGUGAUGCUGCAACUUUCAAGCAAAGCCUCCCAGAUCUCACCCCUGAUGAGCCUUCAGAGCAUCUCGGCUUCCCAACCUUUGGAAAAGAGGAUGAUAAAAGUGACAAAGAUCUCGCCCAAAGCCAGACUGAGUUACCUCCUGAAAAUCCAGAACCCCAAUCUCAGCCGGGUGAAGAGGCAGUGACCCCACUGGCUGAGGAGGGGGCAGCAGCCGAAGCCGGCGGUGAUGAGUCUCCUGGGAAGUCUCCGUCCAAGAAGAAGAAGAAGUUCCGUACACCUUCCUUCCUGAAGAAAAACAAAAAGAAGACUGACUCCUAAAUACCUUCAAAUAUACUGUCAUGGUUAGAGUCUAAGUUUAUUAACCACUAGAAUGUAUCAGUUCUUACUGAGUGUUUUCUUUUGUCUUUAGUAACAAGCAGAACAAGCAACACCCUUAAGCUAUAGCUUGAUUGCUUAAGAUUAUAAUGGAAAAUUAAUGAGCAGAAGGUGCUAAUCCUGCAUAUUCAACAGCAGCUAACCAGGGUUUAUCCCUAGUACGCAAACAAAGCUAAAUGACUUCCAUGGAACCCCAUGUGUCACGUUGAGAGCCCAUGCUGAUUUAUAUAUGCAGUCAAUGGAUUUUUGCAAGGUCUUGCUCCACGGGGUGUUGCUGUCUGCUCACUCUAACAUUUGUUCUUGUCCCGGAGCCUACUGUUGUUACCAAGUGGCUUCUUAAAUACUGACAACUUGGAUAUGAUUGCAGUUAUAUUUUGAGAGGUUGUAUUAUGGAACCGAGCACCUGCUUUCGCACUGUGUAAUUAGAAAUAACGUUACACUGAGGCUUUGAAGAAAGCUGUCUUUUCCCUUCCCUUAUUCUGUAUUGUAGCAUAGCUGAAAUUUAAAUCUAUUUGUUAUGUGUAAGAAGAAUGAAGUGAUUUGUGGUGUUUCCUGCUGAUCCCUCUGCCUGCGUUCUAAUAAACUGACAGAACAACCAGUUAUUUUACUAAUUUCUUUUCUACCAAAAGUUUAUAUCCAACCUCACCUGAUAAUUCGGAAGUUAAUUUCAAGCCUUUGAAAAUAAAAUUUCCUAGUAGCAGGCACAUACCUUCUGCCUUUAUUAACUCAGAUCAUGACCUCACUCAAUUGCUCCAGUACGUUGCACCACUUGCGGAUGCAACAGGAGCUGUACUACAGUGUGAGCUGCCCCAGUCAUUUCCAAGGCCAUGUGGCUCAUUUUCGAGAACCCUUGGAAGGUUUGUCAUAAUCUGGCACUGACUUGGCACAGCUUGCUAAUCUCUUCUGCUGCUCUGGAUUCACUGAUUUAAGCUACAGUGCAGAGACUAAACUUUUGAGUUGUGCAAGGCAAUGUUUCAGAAACAAUUGGUAUUUCUUCUAAACCUGUAAAGUUGACCGAGUUCUGGUUAUAACAAAAGAAAAGACUCACUGUUUAAGGUCAGUUGGGAACGAAGAUGCUGAUUUUUAUUGAUUAACUUCGGUAAUGAAUAAUGCACCACGGGGGGGGGGGCAGAUUGUGUAGGUUUUUAAUUGAAGUUUGGUGAAAUAGCUAGUAUUGAAUGCCUUACAAUUCGUGCUUUAAAAAAGCACAGAAGAUUAGGAAGGAUUCAGUGACUGGUACAGCUUUAUUCUAAACAUUAUGCCUAUGUUAGGUUCCAAAUAGAUACCUUGGAAACCAGUUUGAAACAAAUCACUUUAAAAUGGUAGAAUAAAUAAAUAACACCCGUGCAGAAGGGUUACAGGGAGAUUGGGGGAGGGUUGGUGGUACUAAAACCAUCACUAAUGGAAAAGCAGAAGUGCUGAUAACAGAGAGAGAGAAAGGAAUUUUUCAUAUGGACUGCAUGGCACUAAUGGCUUUGAGCUUGUUUCCUAACUGUGUGUCCUGUGAACACUAAAAGCUUAACCGUGUCUCAUUGCCAGGAUUGAAAUUGCAUUACAAAAGCCAUUGCUUUAGUGUUUCUGUUAUAAAACGUAGGGACUCUAAUCUUUGACCACAUAUGCAAUGAUUUUUAAGUUCCAGUUUUGUAGUUCUCAAUUCUUUCUAUUACAUAAUGAAAUCUAGUUGUGUAUUGUAUGAGAACACACUUCAGUGGGACAGGGAGGGAAAGGGAAGAGUCCUGUAUUUUUUCUUCUUCUUUUGUUGUUUAAUUCAAUUCUACACAAAUAAAAUUCUUUAAAGGA
Podarcis lilfordi (Lilford's wall lizard) is the source of this 47441-nucleotide messenger RNA. Lineage: Eukaryota; Metazoa; Chordata; Lepidosauria; Squamata; Lacertidae. The record is from the annotation of a GenBank genome assembly.